Pelobates cultripes (western spadefoot toad) is the source of this 57294-nucleotide messenger RNA. The record is from the annotation of a GenBank genome assembly. Lineage: Eukaryota; Metazoa; Chordata; Amphibia; Anura; Pelobatidae.
AUGCGAUCAGCCCUUUCGGGAACGCGUGUCGCAGGCUUCAGGGCCAUGUGCCCGGGUAGGCCCAAUAGUGGUGUGGCUCCAUCCAUCCGGUGCAGCCAGCAGCAGUGCAGGUAUCGUAAGGAAGCUUAUGUGUUCCCCCACCCGAAUCAGUGAGUUUCAGAGGUGCAGACUUGGUUAAUGAUCGUAAAAUUUGCCCUUUUAAGAAGCUCGAUUCCGGAGCCACAGGAGAUGGCUGCCGCUCAGGUUGGCGGCCUGGCCCCAGAUCUUGAUUUGUGUACAGUACGUUUAUACCAAGAAAUCUUGCACAAUAUUGUUUUAUAAAUGAAUGCAAUAAAAUAAUAAUAAUCUAAGAACAACAUAUGGAAGUGAAAUCCCCUGUAGUGUUGAGCUAUAACGAUAAAGUACUGCCAUUUUCCCUUAAGGCUUUUAAAUCAUAUUCAGUUUAUCAUGGUAGAGAAUAUAUCUUUAGCAGUUUGAGAUGUGAUACAUCGUCUGUUGGGGGACCAUAUAAAAAAAUUAUUUAUUGAACGAGAUGGAGGACCAGAAAGAAGUGUUAUCCUCUGUAUAUGUUAACCUGAUCUUUUAGUACAUUGCUUGUAUUGACCAGAUUUUCGGGCAAUAUUUUACUAGCUGAGAUGUCUCCCCAGCCACAUUUCCCAAUCCCCUCUGUAACAGGUAAGAUGAGGCUUUUCUGAAUAUUCAAUUACAAUUAACUGAAAUAGAAAUGUGAAACCCGUUGCUUGAUAUCUCAUAAUACAUAGUUGCUAAUAAUAAAUACCAUCAGCACAUGGGUAUCAAAUGGAUAACAAACACUCGCAUGUCCUUAGUGAGUAGCAGAGUGAAGUAGAUGAAUAAACCGUUAUCCAAAUAGUACCUUUAAAUCCUCUAAUGGUAAUACCUGGAGCAGAUACAGUAACAGAUUGUAGUGCUGUCUAUAUGAUGGAACAUUUUAUUCCACAAUGUAUACAAGGCAGAAUUCCAAAUCGUUUUUCCUGUAACCAACACAAAGUGUGGUAGUGUUUAAAGGUAUACAAUGAGUCUGUGAUCAGUGAUCGCUGUUUUCAAGUGUGGUGUCUCUGAGUGUAUAACAGAGCACCAUAGUGAAAAUACUAAUGUAUGUUAAACUACAAUGUGUUUAGUCUGCAUUAAGUGAAGUCAGUCUGUCUAAAUCUUGUUCAAGAUUAUAUUUUAGUUGCAGAAGUUAUCAGUAAGUUACCUAUCUCUCAGAAAAGCCACAUCCCCAUUUACACUCCUAAAAUUCAAAUGUCCCUCUUUGUCCAUUUGAAAUGUUGUAAAGUAUGGUACGUUACAGCCAACUCUAGAAUGCAAACCUGUAUACGUGUGCCACAUAUUGUGCCUCUGUCCCCCCCAAUGUCAUAAAAAUAAUAAAUUAAUCCUUUUUACUUCCCUUCUUCCAGCUUUCUCUGUGCUGUACACCUCUCUACCUCCAAUGAUCAUAGCUUCCCCUGCGAAGGUCCAAUCUGGACCAUAUGUGCAUGCAUGGCAAGUACCGCGCACGUUCAAGCUUCCCUAUGGGAAAGCUUGGAAAGCAAUGACUACUUCAUUGAGAUGACUAUAGUGUCCCUUUAAACAUGUAUCUACUGUGUAUGUUCUUCGUGGCAAUAUGCUCUGCUGAUAAGUCUUCUAAACCAUUUACAUGCAUUAAAUAUAGUUAAGAGUCCGUAACCUUUUAAAUAUAAGCACAGGUUUAUAAGGUCUUGCACAAUAAGAUGGACAGUUAUUGGUGGCCUUUCCACCUGCUGGGAAUUAGUGGAUUAUAUAAGAUGUCUCUAUUUAAAAAGCCAUAGAACAUAUUAGCUCUGCUGUUAGGCAAUAUGUAUAUCGCCAUAUUGACAUUCUGUCUAUAAACAGUAAUCUCUGUAUGUGACAGUCUUUGGAUCCCUUGACAGAUGGAAUGCAGUAAAUAUAACUCUAUAGGAGUGGACCAGGGCAGCAGUAAACCGCUACAGGGAGUCUUAAUAGGAUAGGGGUUAAAAAGGCCUCUCUGACACACGCUAAUGUAGUCCUAAAGUUUGUGUAAGGUUUGUGACCCUGAAUUGUAUGCAAUCUGUCAUGCUUGGUGCAGUGAUUUCCCAUUGAGAAUAGAGAGUAUGGAACAAUAGAUAAGUGACAGGCUGACAGCUAAGACUAUUCUGCUAUUGGAUGCAUGUGUACUUUUCUCCCCUGGAAUUAUUUUAAAACCACUAUCUGUAAGCACUAAAAAUUCUCCAUGGGUGCGGGAAGACUUAUUUGUGCUGACAAUACUUUUAUUGCUUCCAAGAUCCGAAAUGGAAUGGCAGUACAAAAGGAACAGCAAAUUUGUAAAUCAGAAAAAUCGGAAAAGCAGAUACUUUAGAAAUAAAUACUUCAAUUGAUGUCCUGAUGGACAUUAUACAGGUAAACAUCCGGCUGAUAUACAAAGGAUGGAUGGACACAUAGGCAGGCUGAGUUAGAUAGAGUUAUAGGCAGAGUUAUAGAUAGUGACCCGCACCCCGUUGAACAAAUACACAAACGGGCUAAUAGGUACCCAGGGGAACAGAGAGACUGACAGGCGUACAGAAUUUCGGACAAGUAGAUAGAUACAUGAACAGACAGAUUGACAGCGACAAUUAAACAGACAAAUUGGCAAACAGAUGACACAAUGACAAGUACACAGAUGUACACAUAUGUAGACAGAUAUGGUUAAUUGCAGACAGACUAACAGUCACACACAUGUACAAACAUCUAGAAAGACAGGGAUCACAGGUAGCCAGACUGACAGGCACAAAGAUCUAUAGACAGAGGAUGCACAGAGACCCUAGUCUCUUCUUUUGUGUCAUCUCCAUAGCAAGAGGAUGUUAUGAAAUUAAUAGUGCCAUCACAGUGUAUAGUCAUAAAGUGAAGAUUACAUCUGAUUCAAGAUGAAAUCACAGUCCCUUGGGCUGUGGAAUAAUGGAUGAUUUAACCAACAAUCAGGCCAGUUCAUCACUCAGUACGUAUAUUUCCAAUGAUGCCACACGUUUCGUAGCUAUGGUGGGUCCCCAUUCGAAGGACACCAGCUGUGGCUGUUGAACACCACUUCACACUGCAAUAAACAAGUGCUGUUUUUAUCCUACUGACUGAUGGUUUUUAAUGUAUUACUAAAAGCAGAAGCACAGUUCCAUAAAGACACACUUCAAUCAAUUUCUGACAGAGCCUGGGUGAGUUCUGAGUAGGCUUUGUUUUCAUGCUUGUAGUAACCCAUUCAGUACUGUGUAUACAGAGCAUGUGUUUUCAUUCAUUGGAUUCUAAGAUCCCCUUACUCCAGGAAAAUCAAGAGGAGUACUGUGUGUCUUGUUUCCUUUGAAGUGUCUGUUUUGUGAGUUUUUAAAAUUUAUUUUACGUACCCUCAGUCAUUCCUAUUUAUUUGUCUCCCCUGUUCUCGAGCCCAGCAUAGUUAGUUGAGCUGAAUGAUGGGGUCUAGGAGAUAUUGGAAAGAAUAUAGUCCUCUGGUGUGAAAUACACCAAAAUCCUAGAUGUAGACAGCAAAAAAAAAAUCUGUAUCAGUCUCAUUGUAGAUUUCAUGUGUGUGUACCACUUUAAUUGACAUUAUCCUCUCUUUAAGCAGAAUAUCGUACACAAAUCAACUUUUAAUACAUAUAUUAUUAUAUGAUGCUGUGCACACUUGUAUUUUCCAUAGCCAUUUCGUUAAAAUAAUUUUAGGGUUUGUAUUUUCCUCCUACUGUCUCUUGAGGCAUUUGCUGAUAACCAAAAUAUCAGUUAGGACAAGUCAGUGUCCCUGCUAUAAGCAGUGCAUCUUAGGCUGCUGACAAUGUGUUACAAGCUAUUACACCGGAGGGAUUAUAAUUAAAACUAUAAUAUAUGUUAAAAUAAAUGGCCACGGCCCUUAUAUCUUCACAGAGCAACGUUUAUUUAUAUAUUCUAGAACUCGUGCUUUGGUUUAAAAAGCUGUGUUCGAAAUAGUGUUUAGUAGAUAAAGGUUUUUGCAGAAAUACAAAAUCAAAUUUGACCGUGAUGUAGCUUUGCUUUCUGAGAGAAUUGUGGAAUUUUGAUUUUGAAGAACUGCUGUGACUGACAUCAAAUCUGUGAUAUGUGGGUGACGCAGAAUAGUAAAUUAUAUAUACUACAACAUGUCAAAUAUAUAUCUUUUUUUCAUGAUAGUUCCAAUUUUAAAAUUCUAGUUGUUCUGGAGACUGCACGUAAUCAAACAUGUUCCACACCGGUGAAUCAUUAUAGCAAAGGUUUGGUAUACAGUAUAUUGUUUUAUGGAGCACUGAAUGAUUUAAUGAUGAUUUGACCAAUAGCUUGUUUAUAAGUCUGCAACAUGCGAUGAAUUGUGAAUCUUUCAGGCGAUGAAUAUGUACAUGAUUACUAAUUUUCAACAAGCCUUUGUCUUCAUCUGUUGUUUUUCAUUUCAUUUGUUUUUGACAUUUUACUUUUGUGAUUUGAUUUAUGUGAACUCUUUAGAAAAACAACUUUUUUUUCUAUUAUUUGUUAUUAAGCUGCUGCGACAUUAACCCAUUAAAUGCGUUGUCACAUGCCAUCUUCCAUAGAAUGGGCUUUAACAAGGUUAGGACAUUGGGUUAGUAGUAAGGUUAAAAUGAUGUUUCAUCAUUCUUAGAGCAGCACUGGGAUAUAAAUGUUGAACCAGCCUUGGAUUAGUGGUUGACACACUUAAAGGCACAGAGGAUAUUUGUAGCUGCUACAAUUAGUUAAUCCUACCUCCCAUUCUACAUAUACUGGUAGCAGUGGCGUCGCCAUGCCCCCCCCCCCACAUCAUGCUGUGCCCCCCCAAAUGCCGGCCAUGGGCUUAAAUUAUAUUCCCUCGUACUGUAACAGUCUGUCACAGCCCGAGGGAAUGCAGGAGAGGGGAGCUAGAAGGUGCUGGGUGUUUUCACCAGCUUCCCCGGCACAGGGCCCACCCCCAAAUGAAACCCGCCUCCUGUACAUAAGCCCCGCCCCCAUAGUUAAGCAGCAGACCUUGCUGCUGGUGCUGGAAAGGAUGGAAGAUGGCUGCCUGACCCCCAGCAACAGGCUCCAGUGACAGGUAGGCUUGUUAUCUGUGUCUGUCUGUCUGUUAGUGAGGAAGCUUGUGUGUGUGUGUGUGUAUGCACUCAGCAGUCUGUCUGUGUAUAGAUUCAGCAGUCUCUCUGUGUGUAUGUAUGGACUCAGCAGUCUGUGUGUGUGUUUGGACUCAGCAGUCUGUGUGUGUUUGUGUGUGUGUAUGGACUCAGCAGUCUGUGUGUGUGUGUGUGUGUAUGGACUUAGCAGUGUGUAAGAACUCAGCAGUUUGUGUGUGUGUGUGUGUGUGUGUGGACUCAGCAGUCUGUGUGUGUGUGUGUGUGUGUGUAUGAACUCAGCAGUCUGUGUGUGUGGGGGGGUGUUUGUGUGGGUGUGUGUGGACUCAGCAGUCUGUGUGUGUGUGUGUAUGAACUCAGCAGUCUGUGUGUGUGUCUGUAUGGACUCAGCAGUCUGUGUGUGUGUGUGUGUGUGUGUGUGUAUGGACUGUAUCAAGGGAAACGUGUUUGUUUUUUAAUAAUCCUUGGUGGAAAAAAUGAAUUCUCCACCAGGGAUUAGGAUUAUUAAAAAAACAACAAAAAACACAUGUGUCGGGGGCAGGGCUUAACAUGCGGCAGGGGCGGGGUCAAACUGGCGAGGGCGGGGUUAAAUGUGCCCCCCUACUUUUGACCCUGGCCCACCGUGUGCCCCCCCUAAAAUUGAAUCCUAGAGACGCCACUGACUGGUGGGGGGGCCUGGGGAAAAGAGACACAAUGUCACUUCUCUGCAGGUCUCCUGUCCUGGCAUGUCAAUAAUGAGAGGGGUUGCUUUAAUGCAACAUUUAGGAUGGAGAGAAUACUUUGCUCCCGCUCUCAGUUCUAAGUAUUGCUUAUAAAUUUAGAAUUUUGAGCUGUCUAUCAGGCAGCUGGAAUUCCAAUUUUUACUGAUCUUUCUUUACUCCCCAGAGAGAAAGUUAAGACACAACUGUGCACAUGGGCAGUCUGUAGCUUUUUUUACUCACUACACACAACUCGGCUCACAAAACAUACCGCCUCUGCUACCAAUUUAUAGAGAAGUUACAUUCCUCCAAUGUGAAUAGUGGAACUGUAGCUAGGUGAUUAAAUAAAACCACUGCUGGAUAGGAAUUUAUGGGUUAAUAGCAGGCCCCAAUGACCAGAUUUAGAGGUUGCUGAUUGGUCAGGCAUCUUCCCGAAGGUUUUUUUUGUUUUAUUUACAUUUUCUUUGCAUUAUUUUUAAUACAUUAUUUUAUGUGUUUAAAAUUUGGAGGCAAUAUUUACCCCUUAAUUUCACUUCAAGGACUCCCACCACUAUUGGGCUGGUUGUGACGGGUACUUCUCGGUUGCUACAUUGAAAUAGUUUUUUAUUUGAUUGUACAGUGAACUUAUUAAAGUUCUAUUUCUAAAUAAUUAGAUGAUUCCAUGCUACACGCAUUCCUUUAUGGGGACCCAUAGUUAGGUUGGGGAAGGAGAGGCUUAGGCAGUUAUUCAUAUACAAGAACCAGCCAAAUGAUAGCCCGCAUCCGCCCCUUUCUUACGUAAGAUGCUACCAAGGAGCUUGUUCAUGCUCUAGUAAUUUCCCGCAUGGAUUAUUGUAACCCUCUCCUAAUUGGUCUUCCCAAAAGCCGUAUUGCCCCACUACAGUCUGUAAUGAAUGCCGCCGCCAGACUGAUAUUCCUCUCUAGUUGGUCCUCUCACACCUCACCUCUCUGUCAGUCCUUACAUUGGCUUCCUGUAUGCUAUAGGAGUCAAUUCAAGGUACUAAUUCACACCUAUAAAGCACUGAACAACUCUAGCCCCUCUUAUAUCUCUUCACAGAUCCAUAGAUAUGCCCCUCCUCGGUCUCUCCGCUCUGCCCGUGACCUUCUCCUGUCCGCUGCUCGCACCCGUACAGCCAACUCACGCUUGCAGGACUUCUCGCGGGCUGCUCCCUUCCUAUGGAAUAGCCUGCCUAUCACCAUCAGACUCUCCCCUAGUCUCCAAUCGUUUAAGAAGUGCCCUAAAACCCAUCUAUUUAGGAAAGCUUAUGGCCUCCCAGAGUAACCUCUAAAUCACAUACCUGUCUCUUGCUCUCUCCUAAAGGGCAGCACUCUACUCUCUCCUCCAGCUCUGCUUCACCUCCACCUUAUUUGAUUGUUAUUUCCUGUCAUGUUGUGUUUUACACCCCAUCUCCUAUAGACUGUAAGCUUGUUUGAGCAGGUUCUUCUUCAACCUAUCGUUCCUGUAAGUUUUCUUAUUUAUAGUUAAAUCCCCCGCUACGGAAUCUGUUACCGCUAUAUAAAUGGCAAAAAUAAGUAAAAAUAAAAAAAUAAAUAUGAGAGCAAAUUCUGGCAAUAUCACUCUGAAAAUGAGUGAUGCAUUGUUUUUAUGUGAUCCUAUCCAUGUUCACCUGCAACCAUUCAUUUGUGUGUGUAAUUGAUAAUGCUGAGUGAGGGGAAGGCUGCACGCACUGACAUAAUAGCAUUACAUGAAAAUAAAAACAAUUAGAAGCGUGAAGCUAAUCUAAAUAUAAUUGAAAACACACGCUGGGCUUAGGCUCUGCCGGAUGCUGUUCUGAUUGCAAGAUCCUCAUCCCUUUUGUUUGAGUGACGGGAGACGUUUUGGGUAUUCUGGGUAAUUGCUUGAUAUUGCUGCACGUUUGACUUGGAUAGAUUUGCUGAUAAUAAACUUGAUGUACAGAGAAAUUAACAUUCCUAGUCCCUGUAUGAAAACGCUUUGUAUAAUAUUAUAUAUUAUAGAGCAAUGCAGCCAACAAAUUGGGGAGCAGAUCAAGGAAAUUGCAUUUAGAGUAGAGUAGAUUUCUGUCACAUGAGAGUUAUCCGAUAUUGCACAAACGACAGAAGUCUUAAAUGUAAUGAAUCUUUAAUGCGUUUCUGGUCCGUGAUGCUCUGUUGCUGAAUUUGUAAAAGGGAAGCUCAUAUAGAUUAUGUAUAGGAAUGUAAGUUCUAUACAUGCUAAGGGAGGGGGCAAACUGAUGCAAAUAAAGGAACAAAAAUUGUUUUUAUAAGAGUAGCUCUCCAGCUACACAUAUAAACCUUUAUUCUGUAUAAUCGCACAUUCCCCAUGCUCUCUCUUAAAUAGCAAACAAUUGCAAGUAGCAUAAAGAGAAAUUUGUAUUACAUUAUUUUAUAAAUUACCGGUAAUUGAUAAUGCAAGCUUUAUAAUGAUACGGAAGCUAAGGGGGUGCUUCAAUUUUAUGUUAACAGAAUCUUCAUGAUGACAUCUGACAGGGGCAUUGCUGACGGGGUAGUGUGCUGACAGGGGCUCUAGCCCCAAGUGGAGUUUUGAAAAGCCCGGAGUCUAAAUUCGGCACCAUUUCAUUGUUAGGCUCGAGUUCCCUGUAAUAGUGACGAAAAAACAACACCUCCAGUUAUAUAAUCUGUUACAGUGUCACUUUAAUGCCCCAUAUUUAGAGUUAAUUAGACAGCAUAGUGUUGGGGUAUCGCUGUGGGUCCAGUGAGUUAUUGGGUUAAUACAGCAUGGCUUAGAGUUAAUAUUGCACAUGUAGACUUUAUAAAUAAAGACUGUAUAAUACUGUGAAUUUUGUCACAAUGUGAUUUAUAGAACAUGUUAGGAUUUGUAUGGUUGGACUUUGUGCAUGGUAUAUGGUUUCAGAAGUACCUUAAGUUAGUAUACGCUGGAGGGGCUAAAGGGACAGAAGCUCAUUUUCUUUUUGCCCCUUAGCAACUUCUUUUAUGCCUGAUCAUAUUCCAUUUCUUAACUACCUAGUACACAAAGUGAUAAGAAGUUCUGACAUCUUUAGAUAUUGUCGGCUCAUGAUGGGUGAAAAGUGUUAAACAGUGUGUGAAAUGGGUGAAGCAGGGGUUGUAUGUCUUUAUCAAUAAAAAGAGUGGUUUCCAUGGGCUUCACACGUACAGAAAUCAUAUUUCUUAAAUUAUGAUUACUUCCUUCAUUACAAAACACAGAAUAAUUAUGUUUUGCCCACUAAUGUGCUGCUAAAUGGAAUGACUGCUGGAUAAUCACAUACAUUCCAACUGUGUGAAAUAUUACAUAAAAUAUCCAUUUAUAUGCCAUAUGUAGCGUAUUUUUAACUGGUCCCAAAUGAGAAAUGAUUAUCUCUAUCAAGUAGACACAUGAUGUCCUCUGAAUAAAAACAAUCAGGUUUAUUCCCUAAAUAGUGAAUUGUAGACAUUGAAAACUAAUUGAGAAUUUUUCCAAAUCCACUAUUUUGGCCUAGAUUUUUCAGACUCCGCUAUAGUCACAGCUUGUCUAUUUUAGCCUAAAUUUAACAAAUCUGUUUUCAGUUCACCACCAUUUGCUGUACAGUGAAUAAAACCCCCCAAAUAUUUUGUUUUUCAUAGCAUUUCAUCCUCAAGUACAUAAAAACGAAACCUCAUAGAAAAUUAUUUAACCCUUUGUGACUACACAAUAUCUCAAAACAGAACAAUUUAUUUGUCACAAUUUUUGAAAUGCCUCCUAUGAUAAGAAUUUUCAACUAAUUUUGUAGCUAAUAAGAUUGUAUUUCCAUUAGAAACAAAGAUCUAGACAGAUAAAAAACAUUUAAGUACAAUGCAUCUAAUUUUGCUUGUUUCAUGCAACUUAUUACAAGAAGCACACUACUGUUUCUGACCUCUGUUAAAGUCAAUAAUACAAAUUAUAUGUGUGUAAAAAGUUAUUUCUCUUACAAAAUAUGCUUAGCCUUACAUCUACUGCAUUCCUCAUACCAGUAACUGCUGCAAUAGCAUCUACUAUUGUGUGAGAUACUAUCACUAUCAUAGAUGUUACAGUUCCUCUUUAAAAAACAAAACACAUUCUUCAUCAUUGUAUAAUCCAUAGAUCUAUCUCUCAAAUGACAGUGAUUGUAUAACUCCCAACUAUAAAUCUGAGAUCAGGGAUGGGCAGGCUGGCCACAAAUGGACCACCAUAUUGUUCCCUCCAGGAAAACCAUGGGAAGCCUAGAAAGUCAGCUGGUUGCUUAAAAAGGGCGCAUUCUGGCAGUCAUCACUAAGGGCUACCCAUGAACAAAGCACUUCUGAAACUCUUUGACUAUGGUCUGAAUGCCCUAAGAGCCCCCAUGUGCAGAGCAAGUUCUUGAAAUGAUGCAUUCGCUGAGCUAUUGCUAGGAACAAUUCCCUAGUGUCCCGAGAUUGCAGGACACAAGAUUGAAGGACAGAAGAGUACAGGACAGCAUCUUGAAGCUAGGAUUCUCCCACCAAACCCAGGAAUAUUGGGAAAUGUGAGUACCCUACACUAACCCCCAUGUCCUGAACUCCUUUUUAAAGAAAAGGUUUCUGUCACUCUUGUUUAAUGAGUAAAGCAUGAGUGAAUACGAACAAAAGCACAUCAAAUACAUUUAUGUAAAUUGAAAUAGUUUUAUUUUUCUGCACUAGUGUGCAAAUUAUUAUGGAUGGUUUAUUUGCAUUUUUAAUACUUUAGUCUUGCUAAAUAACAAUGUAGGAUAACCAAAUCAAGCCUUAUCGUUGCUUUUGAAAUAAAAAGUUUAAUGUGCGUGCACUAAAUAAUAAAACAAAUAAUUAUGGUUUGACACAUACCAAAAACCAGACUCCACACCCCAACUAUCAUAAAAAAUAGUCAAUACUUUAUUAUAUAGCAGAAAAUAAAUAACAAACAUGAUGAACACAAAUAUACUAUAAAAAAACGAAGUGAAAAAGGCUGCAAAAUAAAUCAAAGCAAUAUAGUAAUCCUCAAGGCAAGGCACAGGCCACUACACCCACCCAACGUUUCGGCACCCCACUGGAUGCUUCUCACAAGGAAAUCUAGUAUCACCCCUUAGCAAAAAUGCCAUACUUGUGGCUGUGGUCCUAAUGUAAAAAGAAUGUUGGCUUUAAAGGGUUAAAGAGUGCUUAGAACAGAAGUAUAGAUUGUGUUUUAUUGUAUUGUUCACCAGACAUCCCUCUGGCUCUCAGGAUCCAAGAAGCGGGAUCUUUUGUUUAGGGUGAAGAAACAGGAUUUUAUCCAAACUACUCCAUUAUUUGAAUCACGCCCCUGCUGAACAAGGAGUGUGGGAGUAGGAGGGGGUCCAUUUCUCCCUAUUUGGUAUUAGUGGAGUCUUUACAAAUAUUAUUUACAUUGAACCGUUUGAUUUGCCGUUUGAUGUUUUGGAGGAAAUAGAAGUAUAAGGCUCCCUUUCUCUUGAUUAUUAGGGAAUUGUGGGAUCCAAGCAAUGUGAAACAGUCCCAUCAUGUUGGCAAGGAGAUGGGACUGUGUUCUGAUCAAUGACUAUAAAUUGCAUUCUUAUAAUAUACAUCUGUCAGAAUUUGUCCGUAAAUGUUUUAUGCAAUAUUAUUAUAAUAAUGUUAGGGACAAUUCACUGGAUCACGUUCAUAGAACUUUAACAUGGUUAUUUUAUGAAUUAGAGUCAUAACGUAGCAAUGGCAACUUUAAGACAAAAAAAAAAAUCCAAGCUGUAACUACAGGUGAAUUGAGAAUUUCUCCAAAUCAGCUAUUUUUUACCUGCAUUUUUCCAUUCGGAUUUAAAUUGGCUACAAUUCAGAAUUUAGUGAAAUACCCUGAUAUACGUAUUUGAUACUUAAGGGAAGAUAAUAAAUGAAAUACAUGUAGCAACGUAAGAUUACACACUAAAUAAUAAGCUUUUAGAAGCUCUAAAUAAUUUGCAUAGACAUAGCAUUAACCCUCAUUUAUGUCAUAUGAAUUCCCGGGAAUUGUGUAUGGCCAUUAAUAACACCUAAUAGCAGACACUACAGGAGAAUAUGUAUAAGCCUUUGCUCUUUCCCCAGCCGUUAUCUGUUCUCUCCAGUGACAGAUUUAUAUCUCUUCUCUAGCAGAUCCAUUUUCCCCAAUGAACUAAAGGAUUUAAGGAUGAAAUAUAAUGCAGCCUAACACACCUCUCAGUGUUUAUCUCAGGAGAAGUGUAUUGGCUUCCUCUCCAGGAUUUAUGGCUUUCAGUGGCAGAGGAAUAGACCAGAGCUGAGGUCUGUGUUUUCUUUUUGCCAGCAAUGGUUAGUUCAUCCUAAAAAUAACCACUGACGCUCAGUAUGAAACUCUGUCUUAAACAAACACUGCGUCUAAACAACUUUUAUGCAUGUUAAAGCUCAUAGCAGUAUAACGUUAACUGGUUUUAAUACAUGCUCGGGUUAAAUAUUGGCUCAUCCAUAGGGGCACUUAAGGCUCCGUACCACCAAAUAAUUGCUAUAAAAUGACAAAUAAAAAUGUGCUUAUAUGUUUAAAUUCUUCCAUUAUGUUUUAGAUCAGUGGUUCCCAGCCCAGUCCUCCAGUACCCCCUAACAGUCCAGGAUUUAGGGAUUGCCCAGUUGUGUCAAAGGUGUUUUUAGAAAGAAAGAAAGAAAGAAAGAAAGAAAGAAAAAAAAAAAACUUUAGACACAACAGGGUAAUCCCUAAAUCCUGGGCUGGUAGGGGGUACUUGAGGACAGGGUUGGGAACCCCUGUUUUAGAUAAAUGUAUCACUUAAUUUAUGCCAUUGACCGAGCAAUGGUCAUCAUAUCAUUGGAAUCUUUCAGUACAAUAGGUAUUUUUUGCAUAUACAUUGGGUGCAAUACAGAGAUAACCAUACAACAGACCGAGCUGAGCAAAAUACAGGGAUACAAUACUGAUAAUUAUACCAAACAGGUAUGGUCACUGUGUGGGAUACAUAGAGCUGCAAUACAGAGAUACCCACACAGUACAAUGUCUCAGUAUAAUGAUCCAGCUCUCUCUGUCCAACUCUAGUUCUCUAAGUCUCUACCUCUUCUGAUCUCAUCUUCACUAGUGUUCCUGCUAUGAAAACGCGAGUUUUCUAGUGAAUGCUUUAGCUUUAGCUUUCUAGUGAAUGUUGCUGCUGCUAUGAAAUGUGUCAGCUACAACUGGCUCCCUAUAAGCUCUCAACACACAGUGUGCAAAGGGUUAAAGUAACAGGAUACUGAUAGACAUCUGAUUACCCUUGCAACUGGUAGAGUGCUCAAUCGGUAGUGGUAAUAUGGAGCAACAAAGUAGCUGCGAAGUGAUCAAUCUGCAGUGGUAACAUGGAGCCACACAGUAGCUGACAAGGUUAAUAGAAGCAGCAUUCAUUAUAGAUUGAACAGAAAUGGGUCAGUCCCCAGAGUCACAGCCCCAGUCCAACAGUGUGGAGCUUUGCAACUUUUCAACUAGUCACAGCAUGAGUGUUUCAUGUCCCAGCUACAGAAACACUGAGCACUUUAAAGAACAUGAUGGGCCAGUUGAGCUUAUACUACGCAAUGUGCCAUAUUAGUGAUUCAAAUUAUUAUUGACAAUGUCUGCCAUUUACCCUCCCUUCCCUGUUCCCUUGUCCUUUCUGGCCUUUCCUCUGUGUUUAUAAAUUAAUCAGAAGACAGAGACACUGAGGCUAUUGUGGAGAGAUAAGAGGGACAAAGGUUUAAAAAUAAUAUCAGGAAGUAUUACUUUACUUUACUGAGAGGGUAGUGGAUGCAUGGAAUAGCCUUCCAGCUGAAGUAGUAGAGGGUAACACAGUAAAGGAGUUUAAGCAUGCAUGGGAUAGGGAUAAGGCUAUCCUAACUAUAAGAUAAGGCUAAUUAAAAGUAUUUUGAAAUAUUGGGCAGACUAGAUGGACCAAAUGGUUCUUAUCUGCCGUCACAUUCUAUAAAGAUUUUACACAGAUACUUUUGGUGUAGAGGGCAGCCUUCCCUGACUUAAUAUGAAAGGGGUCAGUUUUCCAGGCAUUCCCCAGCACUGUAUAGCAGAUAUCUCAAUACAUCUGAUUUACUUAAGAAAAGAACAUAUCACCCAUCCAAACCUGGUUUUCAUGAUGUAAUAAACGAUAUCCCUGAUGAGGGCUAUGCUGUCAGUGAUGAUCGGCUUGGGUCUGGUCUGUCUGGGUAAAUAAUCUGAGCAGUGACUGCCUUCAUCCUGGAGCUAGAACCUUUGUCAGCAUCUUGCUGCUUAUAUAAGAUAAUGAACACCCCUACAUUCUAACACAGUCAGCCAAUAAGAGCUGUCCCAAUUUGGACAAAGCUGGCUAAUAUUGAACUUACAUUUCUGCAUGGCAAUAUGUAAAGCCACUUACUUUAUGUCAGAUUACAUGAAAAUAAUUUGAUGCAGACCUGGGGGCCAGUGCCAAGGCUAUUCAAGUGCCAUUUUAAUCAUGUUGGAAUACAAGAUGUUAAAGGAGACUAGUAGAAACGGUUGUAAUAUCACAAGGCUUUUACCCUAUUAAAGCACAUGCUCAGGAAAUGUUGCGUAAGUUAUACGGAGUGUGCACAGAUUAAUGGAUUCCAGUCUUUAUAGAAAGAUUGCUACUUUAAACAACAGGUGAGCUAACAGGUAGUAUUUCUAGGUGUGUAAAAACAACUUCCCCUCUGUACCCUAAAUGGCUGCCAUAAUUAUGGAACUAUAAGCAGGCAUAGAAUAUAUGCCUGUUCCACUUGAUGCAUUUUCGACAACACACGUCCCGCGGUAAUGCCAUGGUUCUGAUCAGGUCAGAUAAGAGACUUAUACCGGGGUUAACUUUAGGUUCUUUAUUAGAAAGCUUUGACAUGGUUAGUCUUGAAAUAAUAAGAGUAGCAUGACUUAAAGGGAAGUGGAAAUAAUAAAGACAAAAUGGAGAAAGUAGAACCUAUAAAAUGAAAUUACAGGUAAGUAUAUUGAGGCCUAUAAAAUAAAGGGUUUAGACAAUAAUGCCCAGAUAAAGUGGCAGGAAAACCUAUAAAUGAAAUUAUAGGCAAUAGUAAGAAGCAGAACCUAUAAACAAAAUUAUAGGUAAGUAUAAGGAGAGAUAAUAGAAAACAAGAGUUAGGCAAUAUGCCCCAGACAGGUUUAACCCCUUAAGGACACAUGACAUGUUCACUUUUAUUCCAGAAGUUUGGUCCUUAAAGGGUUAAGGUAGCAGGAAAACCUAUAAGUGAGAUUAUAGGUGAAUCAAGAUAAAGAAAACCUAUAAAUGAAACUAUAGGUUCCAGGUAGACAAAAUACAACUAAACAGAACUAAACAGAAAUAUAAAGGAUUAAGCAAUAGAGGUUAGUUUAGACAUUAAGGUGACCAGCCUCGUUGGUUUGUAAUAUCCAGGUAGGUUACGUAGUUUCCGGUAGGUGUACAGUAGGUUAGAACCAAAGCAAUAAGGAAUCAAAGUCCAGUAUCGAAUAAAGCAGGUAUUGAAGAUCAGGUUUUUCCCCAAGCGUAUUGAUAGCAAGCAGGUUGGUAGUAUAAAUUAGGUUGGUUCAAUGGUAUUCAGAGUAGUGCAGGUUUUCUCAGUACGAGCCAGGAUCAGAAGUCUUGUCAGGAUCAGAAUAUAAACUCCAAUCAAUGUAAAGGCAAAUUGCUUUAGCAUGGUGUGGCCUCUUAUAGCAGAUUUAAUGAUCUUGCUAUGCAGGUAAGAGUAACUGAGGUUAGACUAGUGGCUAGGGAGGUCACUAGUGGUGGAAAACUGUAAUUGUAGAAAAUAAAACGGCAUUUAAAAAAAACAUAAUUUUGGUUGUCAGGAUAGGAUCCUGACAGGUAACUUGUAACUCAAACCCAGAAUGCUAAGCGGUAGCCAUGAACGUGCUCACAUCCCACUGCGCAAUUUUAAUAAAAGUAAAAAUAUGAAAUGAGUAUUAGUGCCGGUCACUUUGAUUCAACCAUAUUAAGCACACGCUAUUAAGCAACCUAGUCAUUUAUAAUGGCAUCUGCAAGUACUUCAUGUAUGGUGAAACCAAUUCUCCAAUCGUAUGUGAAAUUAUAUAACUGUUCAAUGCUUCUUUAUAAAUCGUGUUACUUUUAGACACUAUAGUUUUUAAUUGUCAGUACCUCAAAUACAUGUUUUUACUCCUCUGUUACAUUUUCCGUUGAUAUUGUUCCCUCUGUUUUGCUAUGAACUUUAUUGAGUAUGGUCUUGAAAUCUUGUUGAGACCAGUACAUGCGCUAAAUCAUUACAUCGCUGCAUAUAUCGAGGUCAGUGGACAUUCUGAGGAUCUAAAACUUUGUCAAUUCUCAACAGAUGCCUUAGGAGGAGAAAUGCAUUUGCCCAGCCCUCUGAAGGAUCUACAGACUGUCUUUUAAAACAGGCUCUUACAUGGAGGCUUUCAUGGUAGUGGGCAUGUGGGCAAGGCUGUAUCAUAAACUUUCUGGGAUUAUCUCUUCAUUUAGGAAAAGCAAAUAAACCCUUGAGCUGGGAAUGAGGAAUGAUUAAUGUACAACAGUCAGGUCACAUGGACCAGGAAAAAAACACAUUUCUGUGGUGACUAUUGAAAAUGUAAUACUUUGCUGCAGAAUCACUUCCGUUUUGUACUGCAAAAAUCAAUAUUUUACACAUACUUGAGACUCUUCAAUGGAAUCAUGAAAAAAUCAAGUAUUUUGAGACAUACACCCUAUUUAUAGCAUGUUAAAGCCUGUAUAUAACAUUAUUUUUUUUUAAAUGCCAUAUAAUGCCUGGCACAGACCUCUGAGUUAUGUUCUCCCCCACCCCCAGAUCACACAAUAACCACCAUAUCUUCUGAGCAGGCCGUGAGAUAAGUAUAAUGACAUGAUUACUGUGCUUAGAACUCUGAAAGCUGUGGCGCAAAUUAUAGCUCACUUUAGUGAUUUCAGAAAAAGCAACAUUAGUUUUAAAGGGACACUAAAGUCACCAGAACCACUACAGCUUAAUGCGGUGGUUCUGGUGUCCAUAGCAUGUCCCUGCAGGCUUUUCAAUCCAAGUGCUACCUUUUCCAGAGAUGGAUUCGUCCUUGAACCUAGUCUAAACCAAUAUCAACUGAGUUCAGAGAGACUACCUAAAUAAAGUCUACACUGGACAAGAAGACAUUAUCGUGCCACAGAAGAAGAAAUUAGUCUAUAUAUAGUACUACAGAAAAGUUCCCAAUUUAGUAGAAGUAGCAAUGAGAAUUAAAGUUCAGGGAGGAUAUACAAAUAACUCCUUAUAUGACAAUGAUUUAUCCAAUAUGCAAUACAUAGAUUGUUGCCGAUUGCUGUACUCACACAUAUGCACUGAGCAUUGUCCUAAAGAAUAACUGGUGUGGCACGUAACACACAUAUGUUAUGAAAGCUACCAGCUAAGGUUCUUCUCAUGUAUUUACAGGGAGUGCAGAAUUAUUAGGCAAGUUGUAUUUUUGAGGAUUAAUUUUAUUAUUGAACAACAACCAUGUUCUCAAUGAACCCAAAAAACUCAUUAAUAUCAAAGCUGAAUAUUUUUGGAAGUAGUUUUUAGUUUGUUUUUAGUUAUAGCUAUGUUAGGGGGAUAUCUGUGUGUGCAGGUGACUAUUACUGUGCAUAAUUAUUAGGCAACUUAACAAAAAACAAAUAUAUACCCAUUUCAAUUAUUUAUUAUUACCAGUGAAACCAAUAUAACAUCUCAACAUUCACAAAUAUACAUUUCUGACAUUCAAAAACAAAACAAAAACAAAUCAGUGACCAAUAUAGCCACCUUUCUUUGCAAGGACACUCAAAAGCCUGCCAUCCAUGGAUUCUGUCAGUGUUUUGAUCUGUUCACCAUCAACAUUGCGUGCAGCAGCAACCACAGCCUCCCAGACACUGUUCAGAGAGGUGUACUGUUUUCCCUCCUUGUAAAUCUCACAUUUGAUGAUGGACCACAGGUUCUCAAUGGGGUUCAGAUCAGGUGAACAAGGAGGCCAUGUCAUUAGAUUUUCUUCUUUUAUACCCUUUCUUGCCAGCCACGCUGUGGAGUACUUGGACGCGUGUGAUGGAGCAUUGUCCUGCAUGAAAAUCAUGUUUUUCUUGAAGGAUGCAGACUUCUUCCUGUACCACUGCUUGAAGAAGGUGUCUUCCAGGAACUGGCAGUAGGACUGGGAGUUGAGCUUGACUCCAUCCUCAACCCGAAAAGGCCCCACAAGCUCAUCUUUGAUGAUACCAGCCCAAACCAGUACUCCACCUCCACCUUGCUGGCGUCUGAGUCGGACUGGAGCUCUCUGCCCUUUACCAAUCCAGCCACGGGCCCAUCCAUCUGGCCCAUCAAGACUCACUCUCAUUUCAUCAGUCCAUAAAACCUUAGAAAAAUCAGUCUUGAGAUAUUUCUUGGCCCAGUCUUGACGUUUCAGCUUGUGUGUCUUGUUCAGUGGUGGUCGUCUUUCAGCCUUUCUUACCUUGGCCAUGUCUCUGAGUAUUGCACACCUUGUGCUUUUGGGCACUCCAGUGAUGUUGCAGCUCUGAAAUAUGGCCAAACUGGUGGCAAGUGGCAUCGUGGCAGCUGCACGCUUGACUUUUCUCAGUUCAUGGGCAGUUAUUUUGCGCCUUGGUUUUUCCACACGCUUCUUGUGACCCUGUUGACUAUUUUGAAUGAAACGCUUGAUUGUUCGAUGAUCACGCUUCAGAAGCUUUGCAAUUUUAAGAGUGCUGCAUCCCUCUGCAAGAUAUCUCACUAUUUUUGACUUUUCUGAGCCUGUCAAGUCCUUCUUUUGACCCAUUUUGCCAAAGGAAAGGAAGUUGCCUAAUAAUUAUGCACACCUGAUAUAGGGUGUUGAUGUCAUUAGACCACACCCCUUCUCAUUACAGAGAUGCACAUCACCUAAUAUGCUUAAUUGGUAGUAGGCUUUCGAGCCUAUACAGCUUGGAGUAAGACACCAUGCAUAAAGAGGAUGAUGUGGUCAAAAUACUCAUUUGCCUAAUAAUUCUGCACUCCCUGUACUUUCAUAUUCUAUGUGUCAGCUAAGCUGCCAUCUUUGAGCUAACUUUAACCUCGUUGCCAAAGAAACUUGCUGCUCAGUCUAUGAUACGUGAAUGGUUUCUUCAAAUAGAAACAUAUUUCGAGCUACACCAAGAAACGGCCUGCUUGCUGCAAAGCACUUGGUAACUACUGGUACUGAAUUAAUUUUCGAGGGCUGUGAAGUCGGUACACAAAACCUUCGACUCCAACGCCUCAAUUUAUGAUACCUCCACCUUCAGUCCUUACAUUAUGUUUUUAUACACUUAUGGCCAAAAUUGUGGGAACCUUUUGGAAAAUGUCUAUUACGGAGGCUCAUAACAUUAGUCUUUUUUAGAAUAAUACCAUCAAAUGAUAUAUCAUGAUAAAGAUAAUUUAAUGCAGAUUGCAUUGCAACAACCAGAAAACAAAACACAACUGCCUUAUGGUAGAUGUAGUCCACAACAUCUGGAGUGCCGAAGGUUGCCUACCCCUGCCCUAAUGCUUUGUUAAUACAUGCAACGUAUUGCCUUAAUCAUACCUUUUUAUCUCUUCCAACGUCUGUAAUAGAAUUUUCAGAGUGCAUGCCAUCACUGUUAUUAUUUGAUUGAGUAUACUUAGCAGCCAUUAUUUACUCUUUAUACACAAAUUUGGGGAGAAGUAGGAAAUUACAUUACCCCUUGCGGCAUUGUAUCAUUCAUAUAUAAACCCAGCUGACCGGCUGGAGAGAUACAUAUCAUUGCAAAUGUAUAUCUAUAAAAUGUAGACUAUACACUUGUGUUUUGUUUGCUUUCUUUAUUCUUUAUUAGUUUAUUUAGUAAAAGCCUAAUCAGGAAAUCAGCAUAUGAAUCUUUUAUUAUGUAGUUUUAUGUAUACAAGGACUCUAAAUGAUUUGCGCAAUGAAUAAAUGCAUUCGUAUAAUGAAGAAUAAAUUACUAAUGAAUGGAAUUUGCUGAGUUUUAAGGAUCCUUUCAUUGUUUUUGAUGUGUAUAAGCAAAAGUAAUUUUACUUAUGUGAAAUUUUUUUUUAAUAAAAAAAUGUCAUCACACGGUUUUCAACUGUGGUUUCAAAAAAAGUCCAGAAAGAACACAAAACGUCAACAUUUUGAGAAAUGGCUAGAUUAUGGACUGUUGGUGUGCCCUGAGAACUGGGGUGGGAUCCAGUAGUUUAUAACACCCUAAACCAGGGGUAGUCAACCUGGUCCCUACUGCCCACUAGUGGGCAGUUUGGGAUUUCAGGUGGGUGGUAGUGGGUUCUGCAGAGAACACCCAGUGGGCCUCGAUGGCCAUGGACCAAGGACGGUAGGGGGGAUCCUUUCAUCUCCACUGCCGGCCCAAGUAGAGCCAGCUUUGCUGUAAGCCCCCUUGGGCAUAUGUCUCCCCCCCGGUAAAAUCUAAGAAGAAGGGAGGGGGGAGACAUUAAGAUAGAUUUUCAUAUCUCACCCACCUACACACAGCAUAGACCCUAUGCACCCUUCACACCCUUCACACACACUACACCCCUCACACCUGCACUGCCACCCCAUAAUUUACCCACCCACCGCCCCUUCAUACACACACUGCACCUCUCACGCACACACUGCACCCUUCACACACACAGCACCUCACAGACACAUAGAAAAAAGUAUAGAAAAAAAAUAGAAAAUAUAAAAAAGGGAAAAUACAUUUUUAAAAAGUUGCACUUGCGCUAUAAAAUUAGUUACCUCGUCACUGGUGGGUGGUAAGGAAAUUUUACCAUCAUCAAAGAUACAAAAGUGGGCGGUUGGUAUUAAAAGGUUGACUACCCCUGUCCUAAACCUUUACCCAGGUGCAAGUAAGAAAAUUAUUUAUUCAAAUCAUACAAUACCGUUCUCCAGCAGUACCUUUCAAAUUUGAUCCGUUUAUUUAGACAACUAUAUCAACAGUAACAUUUGGUGUCUUCAAGACUUUUUAACCCCAUCAGUGUCAUCGGUAGCAGGUACACUUUGAUUUAUAGAUCAGCAAUAGAUUUUUGUGCAAAUAAAUUGAAUAUAGUAUAAACUGUAAAUUCUUCAUUUCCUGUCAUUGAGGGUAUAUGUUUUUUAAAUUAAUUUUCUUUUGAAUAAGCCUCUGACAUUUAAUAAUGUACCAUCAAGUUUCCAUCGUUUCAUGUGAAUUUGAUUGAAAAACUGGUUCCUGAACAAGACGUGACAAGCAGUCACAACACAAAGACCAGUAAUUAAUAUUAUUAUCUGUGGCAGUACUACCUCUAGAAUUACAAGAUACACAUCGUUCUCGAGGAGGCUAUUUCUUCUCUGAAAUAAUAUCAUCCUAAGGAUAAUUUACCCCCUUUCAUUAAUAGACAUAAAUUGUCUUUAUUUUAGGAAACUGAAUCUGAACACUGAUUAGAGUCUAGUGAUCUACAUUUUGUUUUUGUUUUUUAUUCUUAUACUUCCAGAGAGUGCUUCAGGUUUCUCCCAAAAUUAAAUAAUACAAUCUGCAUUUUUUUUAAUACUAAUUUAGUGUAUGCAUGUCUCAGAUUAGAUAGAUAGAUAGAAUUCUAAUUUCAGCAAGACCCUCUUCAACUUUUUCUAAAAGGUUUUUAUAUUACUACUUGUUAUCAUAGGACAGGGAUAGGCAACCUAUGGCACUCCAGAUAUUGUGAUCUAUAUCCCCCAUAAUGUUAUACCCAUAAUGCUGGCAAAGCAUCAUGGGAGGUGUAGUCCAAAACAUCUGGAGUACCAAAGGAUGCCUUUGCCUGUCAUAGGAGUUGCUUGUCAGGGGCAUUGGGGACUGAAGCUCCGGAUGGGGCUGUUUACAAUUGGUUCUCCACAGUUGGUGGGGGAGCAGGUGGAUAAUAAUAGUGUUGCUUUUUUAUAUUUAAUUUUAAAUCGGGCAGCUGCUUUUUAAUGCAUCCACCUGUUAUAGAAAAAAAGAUUAUUAGAAUAGUCCUCCGCCAUGCCACUUAGGGUGGAAUGGCUUGUGUCUCCCAGGUGACUGUCAGGAAAAGGUGCUAGGCUACAGAACUUUGUGGCCCACCAAUCCAUUCUUUAUGUAGCUUACCAGGAUUGCACUGAAUAGCUGGCUAUGUUGCAUGUGCUUGUUUCAAGCUAUGCUGUCAAUGAGAUUCCAGGGAGCAUCAUCAGCAUGUCCUGUAUGGGUUUAGUGGACAGGACAUAACAUAGAAACACAGGGAUAUGUUCUAAUAUAUCCCUACCUCUUUGUCAGUGUAGGUGUCACAAAGUUUUCCUCUGGGCUCCAUGUAUUUCUCGAACCUUGCAACGCCAUGCUGUUUAUUUUAUAAUCCCUCUAUAUAUGGUAAAGAACUCUGCAAUACGUUGGCGCUAUAUAAUUGAUAAUAAUAAUAUUAACAGAACACUAUAGGUUCAGGAACAUAAAUAUGUAUUCCUGACCCAAUAGUGUUAAAAAAACACAAUUUAGCCCCGCCCUCAAUCCCUCUGUUCCUGUGUGUCAAACUUGUCUGGUUACAAUUACAUGUUUGUUAGUCCACCCAUUGUACAGCACUACGGAACUUGUUGGCACUAUAUAAAUAUAAUAAUAAUAAUAAUAAUGUUUGUAAAAAAAAAAAAAUGUUAGGAGGUAAUGUGUACUACAUUACAUCCAGGGAUGAUAGAAGGUUCUCUGGAACAAGUGUGUUUUGGAGGAAAAUGUGUGUUUGAAAAUUGUCUCAAAGUGGAAUUGUCACCGUCUGGGGACUUUGCAUAACUUACAAAGGGCCGCAACUGUGACAUCACCGCUGGGAGUCCAGUGGCUGGGGGGGCAGGGAAAGGUGAGUUUAACUUACCUGAACCUGUUCCUCGCUAACAUCUCCAUCCUCUUCUGGACAGUCCUCUUCUGCCCCUGGUGCCUAAACUGCCAGGAGCCGAUGUCACUGCAGUGCUCUUGCGCAUGCAUGAGAGUACAGCAUUGAGGUCUGCACCACAGCUCGGAGCCUGACAUUUCUUGAGAGCAGUAGCUCCACCCAGUGUCAAGAAGUAUGAAAUUUAAGAGAAAUAAUGAGACAACAUCGUCCCUACUUUGUCUCAGUUUAUCUUUUGACUGGGUUGGAAUUUUAGUUAGAUUACAACACAUUUUUUUAAACUUUAUCUUUUUUUUAUCUUUAUUAAAUACUAAUUUUGCAGGAGGGGGUGGACAGUUCUGCUUAAAAGCGGCACUGUCAUGCCGAACUUACCUUUCUUUAAUCGAUUCCUCUUCUCUCCCUCUCUCAGGAUCUGUUCUUCAUAUCUUCCUGUCUGCUCUAUUUUUCUUUAAAACAUAAGACAAAGUAGGGACUACUUCGUCUUAUGGAGGUUUCCUAUGUCUGACCAGGUAUGGCCAGCGGAGGAGCAACGUGUGCUUCAUUUACUGUGGUCAGAGCAAUUUUCCUACAAUUUCCACCUUUGAUCCGUGAUCUCGCAAUGCUUCCUCUCAGUAUUCCCGAACGUCCUGUCACUUAGACAGAACGCCAGCGAAACCACUGAAUUUUCGUCCUAACAGAAUGAAAACAGUUUGUUCAUUCAUGUUAGGACGCAAUUCAGGACUUUGUUCGGAUCGGAAUUUCAUUAGACUGAAUGAAACUCCGAUCCUAUUCGUGCUGCGGCUGCAUCUUGCAGCCGCUUAGUAGAUAGCUCCCUAAUUCCCAGGGUAAUAGGGAGCUAUAUACCAAAAGGGCGAAAGACUGAAAUUGGUCUUUCAGCCAAAUUUACUAAUACUAAGUGAAAAUUACUUAGUAUUAGUAAAUUCUGCCCCUACUCACUAUAUCGCGAGUAGGGGCAACCUAUGGCUGCUCACGGUUUAAAAAAAUUAAAUAAAUAAAUAACCCCACCCCCUCCCCCUCGAUAAAUGGCCCCAUGAUGGGGCAUCUCUUAACUACCCUGGGGGACCUUUUGUCUUCUUCCCCGCCCCACACCUGAGCGUGGGGGACCCUAAAUAACAAUAAGGGGGGCCUAUUGUCCUCCCCCUGGCCCCCACCCAUGAGCGGCAGGUGGGGGCCCUAAAUAACAAUAAGGGGGGAACUUUUGUCCUCUCCCCCACCCCAGAGUGGCAGGAGGCCCUAAAUAACAAUAAGGGGGGCUAUUGUCCUCCCUCCCCCCCCGGCCAAACCCCUAAACGGCAGGUGGAGGCUCUAAAUAACAAUAAGAGGGGGAACCUAUUGUCCUCCCGCAUGGCCCCCACCCCUAAACGGUGGGUGGGGGCCCUAAAUAAAAAUGGGGUGGGGCCUAUUGUCCCACCCAAGAAAAAAAUAAUAAACUCCUGCCUACCCCCCUCACUCCAAAAAUAGUGAGAAACAAUAAAACUAAAUCCCUGUAAAUAAAACAUAAUUUACCAUUUGAUGCCUUGUUUUUUCUAAAAUCCCCCAGUCACCUGGGGGGGUUAACAUUUUCACACAUUCAGCAUAUGUAUCUUAGUGCUAUGCAGAGUGCUGCUGGGUGCUGGGUUCACUUUAAAGGGACACUAUAGGCACCCAGACCACUUCAUUUCAUAUCCUAUAGUGUUCCUUUAAUCGGUUUAUCAAUGAUUUUGCAUAGGGCACUGAAAGUAAAUUGUGAGCAUGUACAGAUGGCCCACGUGUAAUAUAGUUUGAAAACACUACCUUUUCUUGAAAUAACAUCUAAACCCAUAACAUACCCAGAUUUUGCUGCAUUGCUGUAUGCAUGUUGGGAGUAAGUGGAUUAAUGGCAACAUUAUUAACCCCAUUCAUGACAAAUGAACACUACAGUUGUGGUUUAAAAGAAUUUACCUAUUCCCUUGUUAUUUGUUAGGAGCUCUAAUUAAAAAUACAAGUUGGAGGUGAUCAAUUGUCCGUUACUCCCCACCUGCCAGGUGGGUCCCUGGCUAGGUGUCCCCGAGCCCUUAGCUACCUUUAUUACACUAAAAUUAACUUACCUACCCAUCUCACCCUAAUAUUAGAGGGGUCAAUAACACUAAUGCCUGUAAUGCUUACCACCAGAUGCCUUCUUUCUUCAAAGUCUUCUUUUUUUCAGCCCCACUAAAAGCCAAAACCAAAUCCAUAAUGACCCAAAGCUACUAUCGAAAAAAUGAAAGGCCUGAAUCGCAAACGAAAAAUUGACAAAAACAAAAAUGUAAUAUAAGAAAAAAAAAAAUCAAUUUGAGCCCCUUCAGGACUCCGUUUAGAAUGAGGUCAGAAUUCCGGAUUGGUUUACUUGCCUGGGAAUGGAUUUUGCAGUCUGAAUUUGGUACGGGGCCAUUCGGACUUGUCAGAUUACUGUUUUACUGUGAUUUCUAACAUUUGAUACUGAAUUCCAGAAGUGUUUUGUAAUAUGUUAGAUGUAUGAGAGAGACAGCAGCACAAUAUCAUAAAUUAUCAGUUGUUUAAUACAUAGAAUACUAAUUAAAAUAAUCAAAAUAGGAACCGGGCAGUUUGUGAGUACUAGACAAUCUUUGCAAUAACAGUCCAUUGACCUUUAGUAAUGAGUACAGUUUUUUGCUCUGAUGGGUUAACAUUCCAAUAUACUUGCAAAGCGAGGGACUAUCAUUGUUCUGUAACAGAUACGGACCUACAGCAGCCAAAUAUGAAGAACACCCAGUUUGCAGCAAUCAUAGUUUAAAACAAAUCUACUUAACCCCUUAAGGACGUGUGACAUGUCAUGAUUACCUUUUAUUCCAGAAGUUUGGUCCUUAAGGGUCAAAUUGUUUUAAGCUAUCCCUCUAGUAAGGCAUCUGAUUCUUACUGCAGCCCCUAUGAUAACAGCCCCUCCCCACCUGUAGUAGGCUCAGGAUAAUUAACCUCUUCUUCUAAAAAAUUGACAUAAGAUAAUGAACAAGUGCCAUGCUUUAUGGAAUAGUGGUUUAAAUGGUUGCAAAUGUUUCUUCAAAUUAUUAUGUAAACCGUACCUGUUUAAUCUUUGCGCCCUGCCCUUAGCUACCCUUCCAUACAAAACAAAAAGAAAUGGAUCUUAAAACACGUUUUGUUUUUUUAUGUCUCUUAACAAUACGCAAGCAGGGGCUAGCUUAAACCAAAAAAAUCUACAUUUCAGAAUGCCCCAUGCUUCCUCUCUUCUGCACAUAGUUAAAGGGUUUCUCCAACCCUUUAUCCAUAUUUUGUUAGUGUCUUUUAUAAUACCCUAUUAAGAAAUUGUUACUUGCUUUGAAGCCAGGCCAAGUGCCUUUUACAUCAUCAUGCUGCAUCACUAUUUUCCUCUCAGAAGUCCAAUCAAAUGCUUCUCACAGAGAUACAUUAUUAUACCUCGAGCGCAUGCGCUGCAAUCCACCAAUCAGGUCUUCUGAUUGAUUGAAAAGCUUUGGCUCUAAUGCUUCUCUGUCUGAAGCAGUGAAUGCUUCACUGCACAUAUGCAUCCAUGAGUGGUGAGAUGAGCUGAGUGACAGCUCAUCUCACCACUAAAACCCACCAAACUUCCAAUCCCAAGGGGAAGGUGGAAGGGACAGAAGACUGCCCAGAGAGUAGGGGUUGGACACAAGGAAGCAGAAUAAAUGGAGGCAGGGGGAAGCUUCACCAUUACAGGACUGUCUCCAAGGGACGAUGAAUGUAUUUUUUGCACAGAACUCAAACUAGGCAGUCAAGAACAGGGUUCCAUGCUGGAAGUCAAUUGUCCUUUUCAAUUGUCCUUUUCCAAGCCAGUUUAGUGAAUGGGGAGUUACUGAUUGGCAGAGAGCAUCAGUUGACCACUCUCAACCAAUCAGCGGUGCCCCUGCCUGGUGGCACUCCACGCUUCCUGAAUCUGAAAAUUCAGAAGCCAGAUGCCUCAUGGGGGAAGUGGACAUCGCAGCUGGAAGCAACUUUGGGCUUAAACCGUUCGACUGCCUACAGGGGCAUCCUGGCACCAUAACAAUUUAAUUUAGAUGCAGUUGUUAUGGUGCCUGAUAUGUCCCUUUAAGUAAACUGCAUUUCUAACUGCGGAUGGAUUUUUCGCAUCCAGAUGCCUCAGGCAUGCUCAGGCAUUUAAACAAAUGAAAAAAGCUGCACUGUAUGUGUGCGUGUGUUCCAUUUAUACAGUAGUAUGAGGGUUAAACUAAUUUACUCGCCAUGCCUGGUAUGUCCGGGAGGAUAUAUAAAUAAAAAAAUGCAGGAACCCGUAAGAUGUAAAAACUGAGCAGAGUUUCAUUUUUGGAACUCCAAUGGUUCAUAUGUUUUUUACCUACUAGCCUUGUACCCUGAUUCUUUCAUUCUCUUCAACAAGCACAGUGAUUUCCGCUCUUAUCUACUACACCACUGGCGUAGGAAAAAACCUAAUGAAGAGAUUAGGAGACGCAGCAGAAACUGUUAACAUUAGAAACAGUUUCAGUUUGUGGUCCAGGAGCAGGUGCAACGUGUAGUGUGGAGUCUAAAGCCCAAAUAACUGCAAAACAUGCGGGUGAAGAGCUCCCUCUACAGGCCACAAACAGACAGGCGUUACCAGCCUCCAACAGCCUUUGACAAAACGCAGUGCAGUCUUAAAAUAUACCUAAUUAACUCACAUCUUUCCAAAUAUUCUAUAUUUUCCAAAGGUUUGGGAAAGGGGUGGAAGAAACAGCAACUAUACCUUAAUCGCCAUUCCGGCAGACUUUCAGAAUACAUAAUAUCUUUAAUGUGUAAGCAAGGGGUUAAUUAAUAUUCUUCCUGUAUAAAUUAGCAAUGAAUCAUUUCAUCAGCAUCGCUGGCACUAUAAAUAUCUAUUUUUUUUCUCCCUCCUCUUUGCAAAUCACAAUAAAUUCUAAUUUAACAGCUCCGCUUGCCUCUCUGUUUGACAAAGCUGCCUCUCAGCAGAGCUCUGGAAUCCGUCCGCUUCAGCUAGUUGAAGCAAUAAUCCAGAAUGCUUCUGAUGGCCUGAUCGUGUCAUUUGUCAUGACUGCUCAAUCUGCCUGGGCUCAUUACUGAUGUAAUGACCGUGCACAGGCUGCACAUCGCCCUUCUCUGUGAGUAGGAGGGAUCAAAUGACCCUUACAGUCUAACUACCAGACAUUAACAUUACGAGCCACCCCAGCACAGUAUGAUUAAAGCAAAACUCUGCUUAUUGUGCUAAACAAAGUGCAACACCUUAACUACCCGAGGUGCAUCCUAACUCGGCACAGCUAUAUAAAUGCAAAUUUUAUUCUGUUCCAUCAUACGCACCUUCGUGGCAGAUUAUUCUAGUUAAGUCUUUGCAUGCAUGUAUAAAUCAUUCCCUUGGGGUAGGACUGUCUAAGCGGUGCAUCUAAUCCAGUUUUUAGAGUAAAACUCCCAUCAUGAUAAGCUGUUAUAUGACCAAGGAUAAUAUGGAUUGUAGUCGGAAAGGUUGUGUUCUUCAAAUGAUGAUUUAUGAAAAUGAAUGCGUGGGUUUUCAAGCAUGGUUUUCAGCAGAGCCAAACUUUGAAAAAUACAGGGUCCAAAACAGAGUGAACCCAUGAAUUCACCCCCUGCCUUGGGCUUUUCCACGCAGUUUUGUAAUUUAGUGUGAUUCGGUGCGUAGUUUGUUGCUUAUUAUUGUUUUGCUCUGUUACUACACAAAAUUUAUGGAUGGCCCUGUUCCAUUUCCUCCUACUCGUUAGUGCUCAGUGUAAGUAUUCGCCUCGCUAUCCUCUCUUGUAAGUUUUGUAUUUUGUCUGUCCUUUUUGUUCUCUUAUCUUGUGUUUGUGUAUUGUUCACUUUGCUUUUUUUCCUCCCUUACUUUUGCCUGAUGUCUUUUUUUUGUUCUAUCUCCUCAGUUCCCUUGCUUAUUUGUCUCCUCUUUCCCAUUUAUGGGCGUUGACAUUACUUGUUCUCUAUUUUGGAGUCCCUUGUCCUGCAUUUGUAACCCCCACUUUUUUUCACUUCCAAUAUUGUCCUCUCUUUUUUACCCUCCCUCUAUCUCUCUCUUCCUUGUGCGUUUUUAUAUAUUUUGUAUAUAUUUUUUUUAUUAUUUACUUUUCUAUGCUCUAAGUCCCUUUUACACAUUUAAUCCUCUGUUGCUUCCCCUUAGUGUUUUCACCUUUAAAUUAUUUGGGCUGUCAGUAAGAAGCAUCAUGCAACUACAUUUAAGUGGAUAAUUUGUGCUGACACAUGUGAUAUCAAUGGACAUUACAUUGUAAUGCAGCCAGGACUGGGAUCAUACAGCAAGGGCCACAUGGUAACUGGGGGGCAAAGUCUUGUAUUGCAGUGCCUGUCAUAUACCAUGAGCACUACCGAGUCGUCAAUAUGCAAUGUGAAUGUGAUUAUUAUAAUAUAACUGUAUCAUUUUGUGUAUUCAAUAUAGCUAUUUAUAAUAUUUACCUUUAUGAUUGCAGAUGUCACAAAAUAAGGAGGGGGCCUCUUUAGGGCCCAACAUCGUUUCAAAUUAAACUUCAAGCAUAAUAUUGUGACAAAUACUGCUACAGAACAACGACAAUAGCUAGAACAAUUAAAACUGGAUUAAUAUUUACACGUUGUGCCAUGUUGUUAUGCAGCUUUUUUUUUACUAUAAAUUAUAUUAAAUAAAUAAUAAUACAAAUGCAAAAUGGAAUGGAGCCUUGGCUAUUGUUGCUUCUCUAAUACCCAUCUGUCUUCUAGCUAGGAGCACCUUCUUUGUUUACAGAAAAUUUUACAAGCAUCUGUUUAUCCACUUGACAUUGAGUGAGAUAUUACAAUGAUUCUUCCCACUUGCAGCAAUUAAAAGCACAUGACUGUUGUCACAUUUGCAAGUAAUGGAUAGCAAAAAACGCUGUUUCUCUGUUGGCAGUAAAUAAUAUACCUAUCUGUCACAGUACGCUGCAACUUGGACAUACACCCCAGGUUUCUUGGUUUUCAACUAUAAGUUUUUUCCUUGUUCUAUCUGGUGGCAGGAAAUGGUACAUGCAUUAGAUACCCCUAUUUUAUUAAGGGUUACAGUUGGAACAUGCUGUUGUUUUUUCUUAGCUAAGAAGAACUGAUACAUGUAAUUCAGCACAAAUAGGCUCACAUUAUAAUUAGGCCUCGGUAAUCAAUCCGUAAGAUUUUUUUUACUUUCACUAGGUAUCAUAUGCCUCCCAACCAUCCCAAUAAUGGCGAUACAGUCCCAAUUUUCAGGUCUUAUCUUGUCAUCGCUGCAGGGACUGGCAUUAGAUAAUAGGCAAGCAGCCAGGCUAACCUGCAAGUAAACUGAACAGGUCUGCCUCCUUUCCAAUCUCGACAGCCCCCAUUCGGGCAGAGCCAACAAUGCAAUCACAUCACUGGCCAGCCCCUUUACCUACCUCUCACCUGCAUCCUGCUUCUUUGCGUUGGUAUUGUGCAACAGUUAUCAAAGCAAUCACAAUCCGAAAUUCGCAAAUCUUUUGUUAACCAGUAAUGUCACUAAUAAUAGAAAACAGUUGUCUAAAACCAGGACAAAGCCAUUAUUUCAUAAUUAAUCAUAGAUCAAUCAAAAGGACAAUAUCACAAUAUUAAACACAGAACUAAUUGGCAGCACAAGCAAUUUUUAAUUCCAUUUCAGGUUGAAGAUUAUAGACAACAAGUGCAUUGAUGAUUCUCAUAGGUGACAGUUAUAUCAUUAACCUGUUAUGUUCCAUAUAAUGUUUAUUAGUCUCUAAGUUAUCUCUGAAUGGUAUUUCACAUAUGUGUAUUAAUCCUUCUUGUCAAUUCUGCUUGUUAUUUUUUAGUUACAGAGCUCAUUUGUCCUUUAAUUGGUGUAAUUAUCAAUACAUUGUACACAGGGCCGGUGCAAAGAUUUUUGCCGCCCUAGGCAAAAGAAAAAUCUGCACCCCCCUCCCCUCCAAUAUGACAUCACAAUGCCCCACCCAUAUGAUCUGCCAUAUUAACUAACGCCAGUGCUGCACACAGUGUGUGUUUACAUUAAAAAGCCUUUAGAGACAGGCUAUAGACACCAGAACCACUUCAUUAAGCUGCAGUGGUUCUGGGGACUAUAGUGUCCCUUUCAUGUGAGGUAAAUUAGAGAUUAGUGUCACUGAUAAUAUACUAGAUUGCCUAUUUACAACCAGAUGGGGAUGAUGAUGCAGUUUGGCUCCACUGGUCUGGUGAAGAACAGGAUGUCUGGAGGCUGUUUGCAACUGUGGUCACAAAAAUCAAUGUUCUAGGAGAACGGGAAGCAUAAGGGAUGCAAAGUGUGUUUCUGUGUGUGUAAGGGAUGCAGUGUGUGUGUCUGUAAGGGGUACAUUGAGUGUGUGUAAGAGAUGCAUUGUGUUUCUGUGUGUGUGCAAGAGAAGCAGUGUGUGUUUGCAUGUGCGUGUAAGGGAUGCAUUUUGUGUUUCUAUGUAUGUGCGCAAAGGAUGCAUUGUUUUUGUGUGUAAGGGUUGCAUUGUGUUUGUGUCCAAUCCAUCCCUUAGAGCUCUCCCCUGCCCCUUAGUGGUCUCUCCACUUCUCCCCUGUCCCUUAGUGGUCUCUCCUCUUCUCCCCGACUUUCCAUUAGUGGUCUCUUGUCUCCCCCUUAGUGGUCUCUGCUCUCCUCUGCCCUCCCUAGUGGUCUCUCCUCCCCCCCUUUCCAUUAGUCAUCUCACCUCCCCCCCCUUUUCAUUAGUGGUCUCUCCUCUCUUCCCCCCCCUUUCCAUUAGUGCUCUCCUCCCUCCUCCCCACCCUUAGUGGUCUCUCCUCUCCCCACACCUCCCUAGUGGUCUCUCCUCCACCCCCUGCCUCCCUUAGUGGUCUCUGCUCUCCCCCCACCCUCCCUUAGUGGUCUUUCCUCACCCACCCUGCCCUAGUGGUGUUUCCACCACCCCUCCCUCCCUUAGUGGUCUCUCCCCACCCACGUUCUCCCCCCCCUCCUUUAGUGGACCUCGGCCCUAUUCUCCUCACCCUCCCUCCCACGUUCUCUUCACCACCUCCCUCCCUUAGUGGUCUCUGCUCUCCCCCACCCUACUUUAGUGAUUUCUCCUCACCCCCUCCUCUAGUGGUCUCUCCACCAGCCCCUCGCCUCCCUUAGUGGCCCCUCCACCAUGUUCUCCUCAACCCCCAAGUUCUCCUCACCCCCUCCCUCCCACGUUCUUUUACACACACCCUUCCCUCCCUUAGUGGACUUUUCCCUGUCCCUCCCCCAUUAUCCUCACCCUCCUCCCACAUUUUCCUCAACACCCCCCUCCCUUAGUGGACGUUCUCCUCACCCUCCUUCGUUCUCCUAAACCCCCCUUUCUCCUCACCCCCUCUCCCGUAGUGGACUCUCACCCCCCAACAUGUUCUCCUCACCUUCCCUUCCCUGUGUAGCAUGGCUGAGCUCCUCUCCGGUCCAUGUUACAGGAGCUUCUGUUAUCUGUACCCGGCCUUACUGACAGGAAGUGCUCACUGUUGGCCGGACAGCUGAGGGAGAGGGAGGCUCGUGGAAGAUUUAGCCAUAUGGGCAGGCGCGCAAGGGAGCUGUAACCUCCCUUCUCUGCUCCUUCGCGCGCCCUCUAGUGAUGCCGGGAGCCGGUAUAUGACGUCAUUCCCGGCAUCACUAAACAGCGUUUUAUGGAGCAGAGCAGGGAGAUGACUGAAGCCCCACUGGACCACAGGGAAAGCCAAUCCACUCAAGCUCUCCCAAAAGGUAGGGAGGCUGGGUGGUCACAUUAAUGUGUGUGAGUGUGUGUCUCAAUGAGUGAGUGUGUCAGUGAGUGAGUGUCUGAGUAAGUGUGUCUGUGAGUGAGUGUGUGUCUGUGUGAGUAUGUGUAUCUGUCUGUGUGUGUGUGUCUGUCUGUGUGUGUCUAUCUGUCAGUGUGUGUGUAUGUCUGUCAGUGUGUGGGUGUGUGUGUGUCAGUGAGUGAGUGUGUGUUUAGGUGACCGGUACCCCUCCAAUCACAAAGGGGCUUUCACUUAAUUUUUGGAGAUGCUAAACGUAGGUACCUGUACAUUGAAAAGUGUACAGGGACAGUUUAUAGACACAAGAACAACUACAUUAAGCUGUAUAGUAUACGUUAAGCUGUAGUGGUUCUGGUGACUAUAGCGUCCCUUUAAGAAUUGCAUAUUUGAGAUUGAAAAGCCUGGCUCCUAACUUUAUUUGCUGGCUCCUAGAUUCCAAGCAAAUUUGUCAAGCCCUGGCUUAAAGUGCUUCAUUUUUUACUUUUCUGCUUAUUUGUUGGAGGCUAUAGGUGCAUCUUGUUGCUGCCUGAGCAAUAUAAAACUGAUGUGUCUAUUUGCACCAAGCCUCUUUGUCUUAAAUAUUAAUAAAAAUAGAACAUAGAAAAGCAAAGUUCCUUACAUCCAAUAAAUAUUUCAUGUAUUACGUCAUUGGAUUAACAGGAAAAUGACUAUAUAUAUAAUAUUGUCCAUCCCUGCUUUGUGUUCUGUGUUUCUCUGCUUCUCUUCACAACUUGUUUUAAAAGGAUUUGUUUAUUCAUGAUACAACUCUGCUGAAUCACUAUGCAAGUUGCAGCAUCACUUUGAGUUUCUAAAUGCUAAAACCAUCCCAGUCACUGUGUGACCUUUGAAACAGUGUAUUUGCAUAUUCUCUAGAAAAUGUGUUCUAUGUACGUUCAAAGGAGAUUCAGCUUCUAGUUCUGUGCAAAAUUCUUAUUUUUAGUCCAUGUGCAGCCGUCAGCAUGAUUGAUUUCAAUUAUAUUGUGUAGAUAGACAGGUUUGGAGGAUAGUUUUAACGUAUGGCAAGUGUCAUGGUGCAGUAUGCCUAUUUAACAACAACAUGCAAUUAAUCUGCAAGAGAAUAGAAAGUAUUCCUUAUUGGGGGGGGUGCGGUAUAGCACAUGUAUUAAAUUAUGCAAAGGCUUUUAAGUUUUCUUGGUAGCAUUGGUUUUGAAAUAAAGGGGAAUUAGAUGGCUUCAAUAAACCAUAAAAACGGCAAUAAGUAUAUACAAUUUUUAAUCCGUGUUUUUAUUCAUUUUUAUCUUUAAACUUAUAUAAGUAUUCAGUGACUCAGAUGAUGAAAGGUUGAAAAAUAGAUUUUUAGAGAAAAGAGACCAUUAGGUGGAAAUUCAUUGAUGGAAUUGCCUAGAAAUCUCAAUAGGAAUGAAUGUGGGUAUGGUUUUAUAUAGCAGUAAGAUGGCUACAACAAAAUAUCGGGUAGUGCAAUAUCUGCACAUUACAGGCACACACAACAUGCAAACAGUCACACUGAAAAAUAAGGUGAGGUGAGGAGAGGAAGAAAGUCAGAGCCAAGACUGAGUUAAGAAGAAUGUCAUUAAUAUCGGUGUGACUAGGCACUGUAGGCAAAGGGACGGACACUGUACGUGGGCAAAUUGGACAUUUGCGCCUUAAUUCUGUGCCAUGGUACAACAAUUAGGAUGCUGCAGGGUUUCAGCAAUAUGUAUUAUGUUGGCUAGUUCUGGACCUCUGGUAUUAAUUUUCUAAAGCGGCAGUUUUCGAAACUUUCCAACAAGACGAGUAAUAUAAAAUGCGGCCGUACAAUAUCACAAACUGGGUGUUCUGAAAUUCAAACAAAACAAAAUUGUACUGUUUUGCAAAUAUGUGAGUCUCAUCUCUUUGAGGAUAAUUAACUUUUUUUUUUUAUAUAAGAAAGAUUUUCAAGAUACAGGGAGAUAAACAAACUAUUACAAAACCAAACAAUAAACAGAUGCACAUGCAUACGUAGGUAAUCAAUACAAUAAACUUUCCUACUAACCAUGCAGGUAAUCGAUACAUGCACUUAAUACCAAUGGUGUUGAAACAAAUGAAAUUCUCCAUUCGGGUUGAUGAGAUAGAUAACAUGGUUUUGCCAAAACUUUAGCAAUCUCUAAUACAUGUUUUGCUAAAUAAACCACAGGAGGUUCACUCAUUUCUAAUUGGAGAGGAGUUACGAAACAUGCAUUGAAGCAGAGACAGAUUCAGCUCUGAUUGUUUUCCAUUGGCUACACAGUAUUAAAAUUCAGAACACAUACCUCCAAACUGUGCGUAGAUGUUCUGCAAUCGGCAUUAAGCUUCAUACAAUAUGCAAAACUGAAAUUUUUUUUGUCGCUCUGCUUGUUUAUUUAUGGAUUUAGAAUCACUGCAAGAUUGUGGUUCAUAUUACUGCAGUACUUUGAAAUUGUAAAUUAUGCUAGCUUUAGUGUACCUAUAAUCUUGAUUUUAUUAAUGACAGGAGGCGAAUAUUUGCUUAAGUUUCUCUUUACUGGAACUCCACAGCAGCACAUUAACACAGAGAGAAAAUACCAAUCAGAAAAAAGUAAUGUACAAUAAAAGUCCCCUCCCAACCAACUACUUCCUCUUUCAAGUUGCGACAAAAUAAACAACGGUACAAACAAAACAAUAUAACUGUAUUCUCGGAAGAAAAAUGGAUCCAACUGAUGAUUGUCAUCCGAAGAAGGAAAUCCAAUGUCGUAUCAUAGAUGAAACUUUAAACUAAAACUAGAUAAACAGAAUCAAAACAUGCAGCCAACCAGAGAAAGGUUAAACAUUACCAAAAUCAACAGGAAUUUCACCCGAACAUUCCAGAAGUAUACAAAAGACAAAUAUACGACAGAAGUGUAAGCCCACAAAAUGGCAAAAUUACAUGAUAUACCCACCUCAGCCGACAAAACAGAACAAGGGUAGGAUGAAGAAACUGGGAGAGAAAUAUUCGCCUCCUGUCAUUUAUAAAAUUAAGAUUAUAGGUACACUAAAGUGGCAUAAUUUCCAACUUUCUAACAUGACAGGAAGCUUCAUAUUUGCUGUUUUAACACUCAGCCAACAAGGCCAACGAAGCAUGAACAGCCGGUCUGAAAUAAAAUUGCCGGAAGGUGUCUUCUCGAGACCAAUCCGCGGAACAUAGGAUGGCCUGAAGCAACGCGCCAGCUACAAGGGCGCCAGAUGCCGCCGUGCCCCUAACCGAAUGCGCUCCAAAAGAUGAAUCCACGUCUGCCAAAGACAACAACCAUCUGAUCCAUCACACCAAGGUUGUAGAAGAGACCAAUUUGUGAGGUCGUACGUAGAAGACCAGCAAUUGCCCAGAACGAGAAGGGUGAAGUGGAGUCGUAAUCGCUACAUAACGAGACAGAGCUGACACCACGCAGAGUUUAGGUGAAUCCUGGAAAUAAGGGUAGAAGAUAGCUGUCAAGUCCGACUUGGUACGUCUAGACACCGAGAAGGUCACCCCCUCUGGUGAGAAGGAGAACGCCUCGACAUCGAACGCCCCGAAUGUGGAGACCUGGCGAAAGGAGAUGCGGCAAAGCAGGAGAGCAAAUUUAGCUGAAAACUGUCGGAGGGACAGCUCCUGAUUAGCCAGCCACCUCUGCAGAAACGAUAAGACCGUGUGGACAUCCCAGAGGGUGUAGUACUUAGGUGCCGGAGGUCGCGCUAGUCUGAUGCCUCUGAGGAGUCUGCAAAUGAGCAGGUCUUGACCAAUGGGGGAACCCCAGAGAGGCACAUGAGCCGCAGAGAUUGCCAACCUGGCUACGUUAACCAAACGAUACGACCGACCCAGGUCAAACAAGUGAGACAAGAAGUUCAAAACACUGGAAACAAGGGCUGUAAAGGGAUCAGUAUUCCGUUCCAGGCACCAGCGACACCAAAUGUUCCAAUGCGGAUAAGUAGCAUCUCCUCGUCCCAGAGGAGGUUCCUAGCCGACUGCGAUAGGUCGUCAACAUUCCAGGUUCCCCUGAAAGAGUCCAGGCCAAUAAGCGGACGUGACCCUCAGCUAUGAGAGGAUGGGGGUUGCCCCGCAGGUCCAAGAGAAAAGUCUGCGGGGAUAGCAGGAGGAGCGUGUCCUGAUGUGAAAGUUCCAGAAGUUCCAGGAACCAAGCCUGGCCUUGCCAAAGGGGGGUUAGUAACACUAAUGACACACGUUGGCGACAUACUUGCAGCAGGACUCUGGAAGUGAUAGCGAACAGAGGAAAUGCAUAAGCUCCCUGAGGUGGCCAAUCCUGAAGAAAUGCAUCCACCACUGCGCAAGCCGGAUCCGGAAGCCAAAUGAAGUAAGUCAGUACCUGGAAGUUUGUCCUGGAGGCAAAUAGGUCCACAGUGAACGGGCCCCUCUGGUCUGUGAUCUCGAGGAACACUGGACGAAGGAGCCUCCAAUCGCUGGCGUCCCUCCAAUGUCUGGAGAACCAGUCCGCCGUCAGGUUCGACACACCCAGGAAAUACUCUGGAGAGUAAUGUUGUGUUGGGGGCAGAAGCUGUAAAUUUCCUUCGUCACCUCCGAAAGUAUCCGGGAGCGGGCACCUUCUAGGCGGUUGAUGUAUUGCACCGCCGAUACGUUGUCCAGCCUGAGUAGAAGGCAACAAUCCGAAAGGUGGUACUCCAUCUCUGAUUCCGACCAGGGGCCUCCCGUGAAGCCGGUCGCACAUGUGGCUCCCCAGCCCCAAAGGCUCGCGUCCGACUCCAAUACAAAAUCCAAGGUCGGUCCGAAAAUCGCCUUGCCAUUCCAGGCGGACAUGUGAAGUAGCCACCAGCGAAGCUCGAUCUUGACAUCUGGUGAGAGGAAUCACUUGGUCGUCGGAGGGUCUCCUGCACAGGAAGUGGGCCUUCAUGCGUUGCAUGGCCCUCUAGUAAAGGUGGCCCUCUAGUAAAGCCAGCACUCGGAGUGGAAUCCGGUCUUGGCGCAGUAUCCUCCGGAUUUCCUUCCAAAUGGUGGUGAUCUUGGACUAAGGAAGGCGAAGGAGGCACACCGUUGCGUGUAUUUCGAAACCCAAGAAGUCGAUCACCUGUGUCGGAGCGAGUGCCGAUUUCUCCAGGUUGACCACGAAACCCAGCAAUUCGAACAAGGAGCUCCUUGUCUUUCCUCCUACUAAUACUGAUCCUCCUCUCUUGCUCUCCCUUCAAGUGAGUGGUACCCACAUCAGUCCAUCCUUGACAGCACGCUGUCUUGGCGUUAUACUUGAUUCUGGCCUUACCUUUGAGCCUUACAUCCAGUCUGUUACCAAAUCCUGUAGAUUCUACCUUAAAAACAUAGCCCGCAACCGCCCCUUUCUUACACAAGAUGCUACAAAGGAGCUUGUCCAUGCGCUAGUAAUUUCCCGAAUGGAUUAUUGUAACUCUCUCCAAAUAGGUAUUCCCACAAGUCAUAUUGCCCUGCUACAGUCUGUAGCAGACUGAUAGACUGAGUUUCCUCUCCUGUCACUCCUCUCACACCUCUCCCCUUUGUCAGUCCUUACAUUGGCUUCCUGUAUCGUAUAGGAGUCAAUUCAAGGUACAAAUCCUCACCUAUAAAGCACUGACCAAUUCUAGCCCCUCUUAUAUCUCUUCACUGAUCUGCAGGUAUGCACCUUCUCGGUCUCUCCACUCUGCCCAUGAUCUUCUCCUGUCUGCUGCUCGCACCCGUACAGCCAACUCACGCUUGCAGGACUUUUUGCGGGUGGCUCCCUUUCUAUGGAAUUGCCUGCCUACAACCAUCAAGCUCUCCCCUAGUCUUUAAUCAUUUAAAAAGUGCCUCAAAACCCAUCUCUUUAGGAAAGCUUAUGGCCUCCCAGAGUAACCUCUACCUCACAUACCUGUCCCUUGCUCUCUUCUAAAUGGCAGCACACUAUUCUCUUCUCCAGCUCUGCUUCACUCCACCUUGUUUGAUUGCUACCUCUUGUCCUGUUGGGUUUUACGCCCUACCUCCUAUAGAUUGUAUGCUUGUUUGAGCAGAGCCCUCUUCAACCUAUUGUUCCUGUAAGUUUUUGUAAUUGUCUCAUUUAUUGUUAAAUCUCCCCCUUUGAUAAUAUUGUAAAGUGCUAAGGAAUAUGCUGGCACUAUAUAAAUACCAGUAAUAAUAAUAGUAAUCAUAAUUUUAACAUUGCAGUUUCUUUAAAACGGCAGUGUUUUACAUUGCAGGGUUAACGGGACCGGGACACUGUACCCAGACCACUUCAAUGAGAUGAGGUGGUCUGGGUGCGUAUAGUGUGGCUUUAAAAAAAACUAGUAAAAGCAGCAGAUGACUAAGAUACCGUCUCAUCAAGUACUCGUGAUGAAAUGUGGACACUGGGUUCAGGGGACCUGCUUAACAGGCUUCUAGAGCCCCAUGGUAUAGAAUGACUAGCAGCCCACUAGAGUAUUGUUCUAUGUAGUAUUGAUGAAGCCUUGCACACACUUAUAGAACAGUUUUCAAACAGCACUAAUGGACACAAUCUUGAUGAUAAUAAUUAAGAAUGAAGCCUCACUUGACACUUGGGACUUGAUCAUAUACUGGAACAUUGCCAGAGACUGAUUAACAUGAAAUGUAAACCAUACAGAGGAACCAAGAUAAUUCAUAUAGAAAACAGAAGGGGCAAUGGGAAUGGUCACUAUAGUAACUGUUUAAAAAUGUUACAAGCUUAUUUUCUUAUUAUGCUCUACUCACAUCCAACACUCCAUGGAUAAUUACAUCUUAGACACCCGUGCUGUGUGUGUAAUACAUGAGUUCUCUAUCUAGUAUUUUUAGAAUGUUAGGUAAACAUUUAGCCAAUGUUUCAAACAGCUGCCAGUCUUCUUUAGCAAUUCUCACAGGGAAGCAUUUAUAACCUUACAAGCUGGGUUGCUGUUUGAAUUGUCAUGAGAUCAUACAACAACUUUAUUUUAAGGUCUGUACAUACGGAUAACUGUGCAAUACCUAUACUUAAUAUAAUCGUGCAUAAUGUGUACAGGCACAAUCAUAUAUCCAUACAUAGUCCACUUUUUGCUUGAUGGUCCUUAGUUAAUGAUGUACUGUACCCUAACCCUUUGUUACUGUGUUAUCAUGCAAGUGUCUAAUUACACCCUCCAAAGACCUCAUACAAUGGGAAACUUCACACAAACAUGAUAGAUAUGUGUAUUAAGCUUGGUAUAUUCAUAUUUUACUUAAUGCAGGAAUUGCAUUUGAAAUUACCACUCUAAAACUGGAGUUGAUGUAGGGACAAAGCCAUAAAAAUUACCUUUCUUUCUUCAUAUAACAUUUUAUCCAGAACAUAAAGGUGAUAACGCUAACGCGUUUCGUGCCUCAGGGACACCUCAUCAGUUCAUCAUAUUCCUUGGAAUCAUCUAUCCUAUCCCCAUCCCCCCACCCAAUCUAUUUCUAAUGAAAUUUUAAUUUUAAAAAAUAAACGUAUUUUUAAAAUAGUUUUUUCCAAGUGAUGUGGGUAUUUUUGUUCACGUAAGUUCGGCUAUUAUCUUGUGAAUAAUUGUGAAUUGAGAAGGAACAGGACUUAGAGUUGCUGUCCUGCAUACAUCUAUUGCUCCAUAUGUUAUUACAUUGUUACAGUAUUUGGCCUCAGGUAUUGUUGGAACCAAGCCAGGGACUUGGCAGGUAUGCUGUGGGAGCCCUUUUUGAAACUUCUGCACUAGAUUACUAUAUACGGUUCACAUGGUCACUGUUAUCUUAACCAUUACCUGCUAAUAAACUAGUAAGAAAUACUCAGUCCUGCGUGGUGUGUCAAGUCUCAUACUUCUCCAGUUUUACCUUAUUUUUGAUAAAUAAAUUAAAACACGUUGAGGGUGUACUUUCUUUUUCCCAUUAUUGUGUGUAUGUGUGUGUAUAUGUAUAUAAUACACAAAUCUAUCCACUAAACAGCCCAUUCAAAAAGAUUUUAUUUUUAUUUUUUUUAAUUUUUUUAAAAACACCUAAUCUAGGCAAAAUUGACGUUGUGGCAGGCUUAUGCAAUGUAUGAUCAUAUAAUGUAACUAAACCCCCAUUAUUUUUGCCUAGAUUAGGUGUCUUUUAAGAAAAAAACUAAUAAAAUCUUUCAACAUUGAAGUUGCUGUUUAGUGGAUAGGUGAGUGCGCUGGAUCUCGUGUAUUGUAUAAUCUGGCCCCCAGCAGCACCACAUUUAUGCAUGUUCAGGUGAGUGCAGCCACACCCCCUUGUUUCAUUUAUAUAUAUAUAUAUAUAUAUAUAUAUAUAUAUAUAUUGUGAUCCUUGUCAGCAGGUAGCACGGUCCUCUAGGGCAAAAACAUGCACAGUCCUUGUAAUUGCAUAUAAUCCAGUCACUUUAUUUGCAAAUCCACACAGGAUACAGCAGUAAAUUAAAACAUAAAUGUAACACAAAACCCUAUAAACAAAAACCUAGCUCGGUCUGAGCACUAACUCACUUUGAACAUCCCUCUCUAUCAGGGUUAAACUAACAAAACAUAUGGCACCAACCUUAUUAGUUAGCAACACUCUGCUGGCUAGCCUGUUGCGUUCCUUUCCGCACUCCUAGUGCUCCAAGCCAGCCUUGCCCUGACUGCUUUCAUUUCUGCACUCCCAGUGCUCCAAGCCAGCCUUUCCCUGACUGCUUUCCUUUCCGCACUCCCAGUGCCUAGUCUUCUUGACUCUCUACAUGGAGAGAACAGCCUCUCUCCUGCCUGCUUCCUGGGAGGAAGCCAGCAAUCCCUCUCCUUUACCUGCCUAGCAGGGAGGAGUUUAUUCCCACUGCAACAGCUCAUUAACUGCAGCUGAGCAGUGGGUUGGAGACGAUCCAAAAAACCCUGGCCUGUAUCCAUGUCUCCCCAGAAAACCACUAAACUGUGGAGUGGAGCAUUGGCCCACCCUUCUCUCCAAAUGCUCCACCCCAGGGGCCCAUAACUAAACAGUGUUUUGUGUUGCCUACAACACAUCCUACACAUACUCCCCCUGGGGUUAAAUGUUGUAGGCCUAUCUGCCUUCACUUUAUCACAAUAUAUAUAUAUAUAUAUAUAUAUAUAUAUAUAUAUAUAUACCUACAGGUACAAUCUCAAGCAAAAGAUUGUACCUGUAGGUACUAAUGUAGGUGAUACCUUCCUUUAAGUAUUUUUUAAAAAAACAACACACUUUUGUGGAAACUAAUUGUUGGAUUUUAUUAUCUAUGAAAUGGAUCACUACCUUCUGUUUGGUUGCAAUAAAUAGGCUGGUUUCAAUCGCCUGAGAGAAAUGUAUCUUUUGUAUUUGAGUUCCAAUUCUUCCAUAGACAGCUAAAGAAAUUGUCAAAAUGAAAGGAAAUCAUGGAUUAUUUACCAUAGGUAAUUGGAUCCCAUCCUAUGGAAGUAUGUGCUGCUGUAAUUGCUUUAGAAGCGUAUCACCGAAAUCUUGAGUUUAAUUUAUGCAGUGUUACACCAUUUUGGCCAGCAGUACGACAGUUACGGCAAGGCAUUCCCUGCAAGGAUGUCUUGAGCAAUGAAAAUCUUGCCAGAGGGAGUUUUUUUGGAGCCAGCUGGCACUUUUUGGUUUGUCUCAGCUAGCUCUGACCUGCAGCCACACCUGCCAUCUUCCGCAACAGGACUCUCCUUAGCUGGGCCAGCUAAUCAUGAUAGAUUGUACUUGGCUCUCGAAAUGUCAGCUCAGUGCUACCUUCAAACCCUCGGAUCCCUUGCAGCAAGCUGGAAACAAGACAACACACUAAUGUGAAAUGUACUUACUACGUAGCAAAGCUGACCCACAGCCCUGCAUCCCCUGGUACAUAAAAGCUAUGUAUUUAUAGGGGAAAGGCGAAAAGUUUUUAAAGACAGAUGGGUUGUUUUGAGUCCUAUGUGAAUUUACAAUACUGAGACUUCCAGUGUUCUAAACUAAAUAUAGAAAGCAGCAGAAUACAGUUAUUUAUGUUUUGCAAAAAAAAGAUUUAUAAAGAAAAGUUUUAAACAUAUAAGUCGGCAUUCAUACAAACUCAGCAUCUGAUAUUGGUGGAAUAGUUUAGAGACUUGACGAAAGAUAGGUAAGAUGUAGCUCACUCGUUCGCUUAUUGAUUCAAACAAAUUAUAGAGAACAUUUUGUUGGCUCUCUCCAUGGCUUGACUAAUGGCAGAUAAAGUUUAGCUUGCUCCCUCCAUGGCUUGCCCAAUGACAGGUUACGGUAAAGUGUAGUUGACUCCUUCCGUGUCUUGACCAAUGGCAGAUAAAUUGGAGCUGGCUCUAUCUGUGGCUUGACUAACGACAGACAAAGUGUAGCUGGUUCCCUCCAUGGCUUGACUAACGCCAGUUAAAUUGUAGUUGGCUCCCUCCGUGACUUGACCAAUGACACGUAAAUGUAGCUGGUCCCCUACGUGGCUUGACUAAUGACAGGUAAAGUGUAGCUGGUUCCCUCUGUGGCUUGACCAAUAGAUGAUUAAUUCCUGUAGUAAAUUUCUUCAUUAGGAGUACCAAGGGUUAAAUUAUAAGAUCAAAGGUUUUUGAAGAUAUUUUAUAUAUUAAUGUCCUUACUAGAAGUCGUGAUCAGAAGGAAUAUUUAAUUAUUGAGACAUAAUAUUUCUUAAUUGCGUGUCCGGUUAUCUCAAAUGUAAUUAUAAGAAUUGUAACGUUUCAUGGGCCUUUUAUUGUUUGACAUCUGCAGUGCUCUCCUCCCAGUAGGAUCGUAAGCUCAUAUGAUUACUUAUUUAUUUAUAUUUUUAUCAUAAUAUUCUUUAUAUGCUGAAAGUGCAAUGCGUAGACUGCUGGGAUUGCACUCCAUGGCAUUAUAUAACUAAAAGCUUUGAAAUGCAGCUGGGCCAGGCUUUGUGUACUGUGUUACCGGGCUUGUUAUAUGUGUCUGGCUGUCAUUGUGUCAUGAGAAGGCUGCAACACCCGUACAAACUCUUUCAGAUGCCUAUUUCCAAGUCCUCGCACGUUCCCAUAAUGACGUUGGUUUGUCUAACACAGGAAGAGGCUUGAAGGGGAAGGAGAGAAAGGACCCAAACAUCUUUCAAAUGUCAACUGAAAAGUAACGACAGGCACAGAAUUCAGAUUGUCAGAGGGAAUAUGAUCGUAUUCUACAAAAGAGUCAUAGGGAUUAUCCGUUAAAAAAAAAAACCACUGCAUUUCUGGUCAGUACUCGACCCUAUCAUCUAAUUCAAUAUCUUCAGCCUGAAUCUAAAUAGAAAGCUAACUGGCUACUUUAUACACUAGCCACAUGGAUGCUGUCUUGUAUCGUAGGGCUAGGUUUAUUUAAAUUUGCUCUCUGCAUGGCUGAUACUGUGUAAAUAAAUAAAAGAAUACUUUUUUAUGGGCAAUAAAUAGAAUGCAAACCUUUGUUAAUUAUGAAUUAGCAGAUUGCUUCAACAGUGCAGUAGACUGUCUAUAAUGAAAGCAUUUGCAGGAUUCAUUAGGGCAACAUUGUCAAAUCGGUUAAGGCCACAAUCUAAAACAGUAUGCUUCUGCAAGGUAUAAAGAAGAGAAAGGUACAAAUUGCGUUCUUUUAGUUAAAUUAUACCAGUCACCUAAUUUUUUAUUUUUACAUUAAAUAAAGGUAAUUAACAUCAUUCAACCUCAUUUCAAACCUGGAGAAUUAAUUUAAAGUUACUAAUUUGCUUUUAAUUACACAAGCAUGUGACAGCCCAGUUUUUGGAUCUAAUUCUCUUCGCAUCCCCUGGCAGUUUCUUCUGCUUGUGCCACUGGUGAAUUCAUGUGCAGGAAUGCAACAUAGUACAUAUUGUUCAUUGCUUGAGAUGUGUGACAUCACCUGCAUCUUCCCAUACGUUUAUGUCUAUUAAGUGGCUAACUACGUUGCAAAAAGAAUACAGAUAAACCAGAUGAGAGACAUAAUAUAAAUUGCACAUCCUGUCAGAUGACAAAAAUGAUGGAUUCCAAGCCAAAAGCUAAAUGAUAUUUUUUACGUGUACCUUUUUGAGCCCUGUUCUCAGUUACACGUAUUGGAAAAUUAGUCUUUACUUUGCCUUAAAGGACAAGUGUCACCACAAAACUAUUUUGUUUAUAUAAUAAUCAUAAUAUCAAGGUUUGAAACAAAAUAGAUUUAAAAAAAAAUGUUUUUAAAGGAACCCUAUAGGGUCAGAAACACAAAUAUAUAGUGUAAAUAGGGUGAAAACUCAACUUAUUUCCCCUGCUGGCACUGGCCCAGCCCCCGAUCCGUCAGAAAUGACAAUCUCAGCCAAUUCACUGCUUUCCUGUGGAUUGGCUGAGAUUGUCAAUUCUGAUGAUCUCAGCAGAGGAGGAGGAGCGGGGGCGGAGCCAAACGCAUCUCUUUGGGAAACGUUCAGCAUCUUCAUGCAGAGCAUGGAGGUGCUGAACAUCAGUGCUGCACAACUUCUGAGUGACACUGGAGGUGUACUUAGGGAGCAAUGUAAACACUGCCUCUUCUUUUACAAUUAGUCUCUAUAGUCCUCACUUUCCUGUAUUAUGUCUCCACUCCAGGACACAUGGAGACUCCUUCUGUAUAGUCUUGCCUUUUGCUAUAUUUUAACGUUUAAUAAACAUUUGAACAAAAAAGUUUUUUUUUACAAAAUGAAAUAAAACUUUCAUAUGUGUAAACUAAAACAUGUUAAAUAUGUUAUGGAAAGAUUAAAGGAGUGGCAUUAGAUCAGAAUAAUAAAGUAGAUUUGCAAAAAAAAGUACACACAUUACAAGUUGCAAAAAAUGUAACAAUAAAAUUCAACAAAAAAGGGGCUAUCAGGAAUGUGUCAUGUUGGAAAGACAGGCUGGAUGUAUUGUUCUUAAAUCCAUUAUACUACAUGCACAAACCCAAUCAUGGUCCUUCACAGGCCUGAUACAGGUCAGACUUAUCACAUUAGUGCGUUGCUUCUUGUUCAAAGGUUUAAAUUGUCCCAGUGAUGGUCUUUUGUUGGUUUUAUUUUUUUUAUUCACAACUAUGACUGAGUGGGGAGUAAGAUGUAUUUGGAGUGGUGAUGGGGGGAAGGGGAGGAGGUAGUGUUCUUACUUGAGAGUCAAAGGUCCCCUUUCACUUUUCCCCCAAAUGUUUUGUGGAUAAAGGACAACAAAUAACUCCUUAAAAGAGAGCUGUGUUCUUUUGUUAAAUCUUGUGCAAGGCAGUCAAGCCAACCUGCAUUUAUUUUUUUUGCUUUAGUUUGUAAAAUGGACUGUUUCUGUUUCAGGCUGGACACACGCGGUGAGGUAUGGAGUGAGCAUCACAACGAUAAAUUAAUGGACGGCCAGGAAGAAAAAGACUCUGUUGCACAAGGAGCCAGCAACCUUCUUAUUAAUGGGAUUAAUGGAAAUGGUAAGGGGUACUCCAGGAAAAUGUUAGACUGUCAAGUGUGUGUCAAAUCAUCUAUCUAUCUAUCUAUCUAUCUUCUAUCUAUCUAUCUAUCUAUCUAAACAGUAUGCUUAAUCACUAUGCUUACAAGUUGAGUUAUGUGAAGUGGUGAUGGUGCCUGCAGUUUGUAUAUUCAAAAAUGUUGCUUUGAAAUGCUGCACAUUUUAAUGAGAAUUUAUUUUCAGUGAGGCGUCACUAAAACGUCAUUAGUUAGCCCAGAACAAGAGUUUCUGACUGGUCAAUGUCAAUUCUGUGCAUAUUUCUAUGCACAGAGUGUUAUUUAUUGGCUGAGAGUGUAGGCUGGCUGCUCCAAUAAAUGGAUGAAUGGCGGGUGGGAUCGGCAUCCAACUUCUGAAACUCUGCCAGAUGGAGACUAGACAUCUGAUGGAUAUCCAGGUAAGGGGGCUAAUGGCACCAGGGUACUCCUGGUAUCAUAACCACUACAGAGUACCACAGACGUAUUUUACCAUUACAGUUUUUUAAAAGCGGCUCUAUCACCAUCUUGGUUCUUUGCAUAAUUUGCCCCUAAAUAUGACAGCUUCACUGGGUGUCCAGUGGCCUCCGGGUGCAGGGGAAGGAAAGUUUUCCUGACUGUCCUCUGCCACUUUUGUUGCUUCAUCUGCCAGGUACCUACAUCAGUAUUACACUCUCACACAUAUGAGACUGCUGGGACCUCCAUAGAAAGAGCCUUUUUCCCUACAACUUUCACUGGUAACGCUGCAGGAAAUUACAUUUUUUUGUCAAGGAUGGGAAAAAUACUAAGACAAAGUAGUCCCUACUUUGUCUUAGUAUAUCUUUUGGCUUGUUGGAAUUUUAGUGAAAGUAAGUAAAAUGUGAAUAGUUCAUAAAGAUUUUAUAUUUCUGAAAUUAAAUACUCAUUCUGGAGGGAUAUCUCUAAGGGAAUCUGUGUAGUAGACAGGACAUGAGGCGCUUCAUGGUUGCUAACAUUGCCGAAAAGAAGCUGGACCUCCUCAAGCUUUGCAAGAAGACAGCCAGCAUCAGUAAAAUCCCCAUAGGAAAGCAGUGAAGCAGUGCUUUCAUAUGGGGAGGGCCUAGUGCACUCACAGCACGUCUGGCGCAUGUCAAUUAGACCCCCCUCAAUGGGGUGAGAGAAGGCUGUCACAUGUUCAUCCUCACCUUGCGACAUUGAUAGUGCUUGCCUUGCCAAUAAACGCGGUAGUGCCUUUCAGCGGCCAUGCAUCAAUGUGUCUGACCCAUGCAGCAUGUUGAUGGACGCCGGGCCGCUGCAGAUCCACACUAAUUUAUAACCCCACGUCCGCCCACGGCAUGGAAGAUGUCGACAUGCGCAUGAAGUCACGUAAAGGACACACACGCACAUUCUGGGGUCAAAGGCUGGUUUUGGCCAAUCGGAUCCACAAGAGGGGUAUUUAAGGUUACCUAUUCCUUCUGCUCAUUGUCCUGUCGUGGUUUCCCAAGUGGUUGUCCGAGAGUGUAUUCCUGAGCGUUUAUUUCUGGUUAUUGACUUUGGCUUCGUUUGACUUCCCUGUAUUCUGGUAUCCCUGACUUUUGGCUUUCCCUCAUCAUUGUUUCUCUUUCUGUAUCCCUGGCCUCGGCAAGUAUUAAGUCCGGCCAUUCUAAGGCCCGGUAAGACGUUAUCUUUUAGUCCUAGGUGGGAUACAGUUCUACGUGCUGGAUCAACUUGUAAUCCUGACAAAGGCGGAGCAAGACUCAGCACCGAGGGACAUUAGGUACAGUGAGGGGAAAAAGUAUUUGAUCACCUGCUGAUUUUGAACAUUUGCCCACUGAAAAAGAAAUUAUCAGUCUAUAAUUUUAAUGGUAGGUGUAUUUUAACAGUGAGAGAAAGAAUAACAAAACAAAAAAAAAUACAAAAAAAAAAUGUCAAAAAAGUUAUAAAUUGAUUUGCACGUCAAAGAAUGAAAUAAGUAUUUGACCCCUUCGACUUAGCACUUCGUGACAAAACCCUUGUUGGCAAUCACAGAGAUCAGAUGUUUUUUGUAGUUGGCCACCAGAUUUGCACACAUCUCAGGAGGGAUUUUUUCCCACUCCUCUUUGCAGAUCCUUUCCAAGUCAUUAAGGUUUCGAGGCUGACGUUUGGCAACUCGUACCUUCAGCUCCCUCCACGGAUUUUCUAUGGGAUUAAGGUCUGGAGACUGGCUAGGCCACUCUAGGGCCUUAAUAUGCUUCUUCUUGAGCCACUCCUUUGUUGCCUUGGCUAUGUGUUUUGGGUCAUUUUAUCAUGCUGGAAUACACAUCCAUGACCCACUUUCAAUGCCCUGGCUGAAGGAAGGAGGUGCUCACCCAAUAUUUGACGGUACAUGGCCCCAUCUGGGCCCUGUACCGUCAACUCAUUGCCUGUAUAAAAAGACACCUGGGAGCCAGAAAUCUUGCUGAUUGAUAGGGGAUCAAAUACUUAUUUCACUCAUUGACAUGCAAAUCAAUUUAUAACUUUUUUCUUUUUUUUUGAGGAGUUACAAGCAUAUGUCAUGUGCCACAACAGCACACAUGAAUUAAACACCAGUAUUGACAGUGUGGUGCUCAGAAACUGCACAAUUUUUGGAAAUACGUUGAAACAAUCUAGUAACGAUUUUGGCAUGCAAUGAAAACUGUUCACAUUAAGCUGAUAUUAAUAAAACAAUGCUGAAGUAGCAAGCGCCUCUUUGAUUCAAGCUAAGUUCACAUGUAUUAUUUAUAAAGCGCACUAAAAAGAAAGCCAAAGGCAUGUUAUAGUUGCUUAUAGUACCCUGCAUGAGUUAACAUAUAGUAGAGCAAUCACAUGAUAAGCAGGGGUAGUAGGCAUAACCUGCAAGCAAGUACCACUGGAGCUGGUCACAUAUAUAGCUUAAGGCACCCAGCACCGCGACAGAGCUUGCCAAUCAUAGAUGUAAUUGGUGGAGAAACUGUAAACCUAGUAGUCCCACAUGAGUCUCUCACACCCCACUGACCUACCGCCUGUUAAUUUGGCAAAGUCCAGCAUGUAAUAUAAGUCCUCAUUCUGCUGCUAGGGUUUAAUGACCCAGCGCUGGGACUGUAUCAGCCAGACCGGGGAGCACUCACAUGCCUUCUUGGUGAGGUAUUCAGCCGGCUGAGUAGUGGAGUUGAUUCUGUCGGGCUUGUAAUGGCGUCAGUCUUGGCUUUCAAGCAUUAGUGCCCUCUCAUAAGGCCCCUCCGUCCGCAAUGUGCUGGGUGGGCUCCAUAAGUGUAGGUCUGCUCCACGUCAGAUAUCUACCGUAGGGACUGUACGAGGAUCCAAGAGGUUGCUGUAACCUGUUCCUGUAGUAGACUGCUUGUUGGGGAAACUGCUUUGCGUGCCUAAGCACUUUUGUAUACUUGGGAGCCGUGAAUGUUGCAGCUUAAGACACAAAAUCUGCCGGGACCAGCCCUCCGCACUCCUAUUUGUUGUAAGCCAGCGAUGUACUGCGGGAUCAAGGAGAACUGCACGCAAUGUUUACAUGCUGUAGCCGGACUUGCUUUGCGGUGGGUUGCGUGGUUUCACAAGGCAUGUGCUGUUGGUACCGGGCUUGGCACUGCCGCCAUCUUGUAAGGUAGGCCCUGGGAGUUCCACUCCACCUAGUUUCCACAUAUCUCAAGCUCUCUGCAGUGGGGACCGGGAUAACCCCCCCGGCCCACAGGGGGGGAAAUGGGACCGGCAUGCCUCUCAGAAAGCCGGUGUGUGGCAGUUUGGGAGGGAGGCAGGGCAGCUGCAAUUGUUGUUGCCCAUCCAACUGGGAAGGAAUAUAAGGCCAUUUCCAAAAAAAUGUAAGUCCAACAUUCUACAGUGAGAAAUAUUAUGAACAAGUGGAAAACAUUCAAGACAGUUGCCAAUCUUUCCAGGAGUGGACAUCCCAGCAAAUUCACCCUGAGGUCAGAACGUGCAAUGCUCCAAGAAAUUGCAAAAAACUCAAGAUUCACAUCUCAGACUCUACAGGCCUCAGUUAGCAUGUUAAAGGACCACUAUAGUCACCCAGACCACUUCAGCUCAAUGAAGUGGUCUGGGUGGCAGGUCCCCCAGGGUUUAACCCUGCAGCUGUAAACAUAGCAGUUUCAGUUAAACUGCUAUGUAUACAUUGCAGGGUUAACCAGCCAUGGGCAUCCGCAGGAAUUUUUCCUGGGGGGACAUAAUUGUAAUGACAUCCAUGCUUGGUCCCUUUUUGACAGUGUCAUGAAGGGGAGGAGCAUAGUCAUUAUCACAAAAAGCCAGGGUGAAUAGCGUUAUCACAACUUUGGUGUCAGGAAUACACGUUUGUAUUCCUGACACUACAGUGUUCCUUUAAGCAAAUUAAAGGAACAUUCUGGUCACCAUAACAACUUCAUCUAAAUGAAAAUGCUAUGAUGCCAGGAAGCCCCUGGGUGCUGUCUUUCCUUUAAGGGGUUAAACCGCUCUCAAAUGGUUUAACCCCAAAGGCUUCCUCCAGCUCCAUUUCCAGGUCGCUUAGUGGUAUUCGGCUUCUGAAACGGAGUGUCAGGAAGUGCAGAUUGACGUCAGGCAUGGGUGCUACAGAUUGGCUAGAGUGGUCAGUUGACGCUCUAAGCCAAUCGCUAGUUCCCGGUUCAUAAAAAUGUUUAACUUUUUUUAUGAAUGGGGAGCUACUGAUUGGCUUAGAGUACCAGCUGACCGCUCUAGCCAAUCAGCAACACCCCUCCCCAGCGGCCCUCUGCUUCCUGACACUCAGUAAAUAAAAGUGAACACAUUAACACUGAUAUUUUUUUACCUGGGGAGAUGAGAAGGUCCAAAGUUUCCCUUCCAGGCCCAGGUACCAAAGCCUUAUGAUGUGGUGUCCAGAAUAAAGUGGAGGGUUCACUUCACUUUUCCUUCCUGCUCCAAUCUUCCAAUCUGCUCCAAUCUUCUUUUCUUCUCCUUCAUUUGACACAGUCUUCUUUUUCUUCUGACACUGUCUUCUCUCCUCCUUGGCUCCUUCUGCUCCUUUACCUUUCUGCUACUUUCUGCUUAUUUUGCUCCCCCUUCUGCUCCUUUCUCUUUCUGAUCCCUUUGUGCUCCUUGCUGUCCCUUUCUGCUCCUUGCUACCCUUUUCUGCUCCUUCUCCUACUUUAACUUUGUGCUCCUUCUGAUUCUUUCUGCUCCUUUACCUUUGUGCUCCUUCUGUCCCUUUCUGCUCUUUGCAGACCCUUCCUUCUCCUUGCUGCCCCUAGCAGACCCUUCCUGCUCAUUUCUGUUCCUUCUCCUACUCCACCUUUGUGUUUCUUCUGUCCCUUCCUGCUCCUUGCUGCCAUUUUCAGCUCCUUGCUGACCCUUUCUGCUCCUUCUACUUUACCUUUGAGCUGCUUUACCUUCCAGCUCCUUGCUGACCUUUCCUGCUCCUUGUUGACCCUUCCUGCUCCUUGUUGUCCCUUCAUGCUCCUUGCAGACCCUUCCUUCUCCUUGUUGACCCUUCGUGCUCCUUGCAGACCCUUCGUGCUCCUUGCUGCCCCUUCCUGCUCAUUUGUGUUCCUUUGCGCUCCUCCUACUUUACCUGUUGUGAUCCUUGCUUCUCCUUUCUGCUCCUCCUUACCUUCCUGGUCCUUGCUGACCUUCCUGUAGGCUGUCUCCCCCAUCCCUUACUUACCUGAUCUGUAGGCUGUUCCCCCUCCCCCCCAUCCUCACUUACCUGAUCUGUAGCUAUCUCUGCCCCCCCAUGCUUCACUUACCUGAUCUAUAGGCUAUCUCUGCCCCCCAUAUGCCUCACUUACCCUGAUCUAUAGGCUAUCUCUGCCCCCCCAUAUGCCUCACUACCCUGAUCUAUAGGCUAUCUCUGCCUCCCAUAUGCCUCACUACCCUGAUCUAUAGACUAUCUCUGCCUCCCAUAUGCCUCACUACCCUGAUCUAUAGGCUAUCUCUGCCCCCCCUCCCCCCAUGCCUCACUUACCUGAUCUGUAGGCUCUCUCUGGCUGUAUGUGUUGCUCCGCUGCGGAUUCAGUCAGAGAGAAGCAGGGAUAAGAUGCAGCUUCCUAUCCCUGUCUCUCUCCAUACACAGCCGGUAUUGCACUGUAUUUUCAAUCUCACACGAAAAUUAGUGCCUUCCCCCUGUGGACGCCCAUGAAUCCAGCCUCUAGCGGCUGUCUUCCUGAUAGCCGCUAGAGGCGCUUCUGCGAUGCUCAAUGUAAAAAUUGCAUUGAGCACGCAGAACGUCCAUAGGAAAGCAUUGGCCGUGCAUGCGCAUUCGGCUCCACUUGGGAGCUGACGUCACAGGGGGAGGAGAGGUCACCAGCGCUGAGGGAGCCCGGUGCUGGAUUAAGGUAAGUGGCGGAAGGGGUUUUAACCCCUUCAAUCCAGCGGGAGGGGGGGAACUAAGGACUAUAUAAUGCCAGGAAAACAAGUUUGUAUUCCUGGCACUAUAGUGGUCCUUUAAAUGUUAUAGUUCAUGACAGUACUAUUAGAAAAAGACUGAACAAGUAUCGUUUGUUUGGAAGGGUUGCCUGGAGAAAGCAUAUUCUCUCUAAGAAGAACAUGGCAGCAUGACUGAGAUUUGCAAAGUUACAUCUGAACAAACCACAAGACUUCUGGAACAAUGUCCUUUGGACAGACGAGCAGACGUGAAAAUGUUUGGCCGUAAUGCACAGCUCCAUGUUUGGUGGAAACCAAGCACAGCAUAUGAGCACAAACACCCCAUACCAACUGUCAAGCACGUGGUGGAAGGGAGAUGAUUUGGGCUUGUUUUACAGCCACAGGACUUGGGAACCUUGAAGUCACUGAGUUGACUAUGAACUUAUUUGUUUACCAAAGUACUGUAUUCUAGAGUCAAAUAUAAGGCAAUUUGUUUGACAGAUAAAGCAUGUUUGAAAUUUGGUCAUGCAACAGAACAAUGACCCAAGCACACCAGCAAAUCUACAACAGAAUGGCUGAAAAAGAAAACAAUCAAAGGGUUGCAAUGGCCCAGUCAAAGUCCAGACGCAGAUUGAAAUGCCUAAAAAGAGCUGUGCAUAAACAAAUGCCAGCAAACCUCAUUGAACAGAAGCGUUUAAAGAAGAGUGGGACAAAUUUCUUCCACAACGAUGUGAGAGACUGAUAAACUCAUACAGAAAACCAUUAAUUCAAGUUAUUGCUGCUAAAGAUAUUUCUACAGGCUGUUGCAUUAUUAGGUAUACAAAUUUCACACACGCCUUCUUUGUUUUGGCUUAAUUUUUUGUAAAUAAACCAUGACACGGUGUAAUAUGUCGUGUGUUGUUUUAAUUGCCUCAUUUUAAAACCUGCUAAGGAACAGAUGAUUCUUAUUAUGUCCUGAUAUGUAAAGCCAAAUACUACACGGAGAGUGUACUUUAUUUUUACCAUUACUAUAUAUAUAUAUAUAUAUAUAUAUAUAUAUAUAUAUAUAUAUAACAAACCAGUGCAGAGAUGCAUGUGCAAUAUUUUACUGUUCUGAUUUUUUUAUUACGUACAAAAAAGGUUAUACAUGGAUUGACUGCUAUGACAUGGCUUUAGUAAUUAGCAACUUUAAUUUACCAAUAUUCAGAUAGAAAGUUAAGUCCAAUAUAUUAGGGGAGGGUUGUGGGUAUUUCACUUUUUAGUGAAAGAACAAACAACAAAACAUUUAAAAUUAUACAUGUAAGAGCUUUAUUUCAUGUACCAUGAUAUUACCAACACUUGUCCCUAGACAUAGCAUUUAGAUCUUGGAUUUAGUUCUUCCAGUACCUCAUUUAUACAGCUAAGGACUGAAGACUUGAAUUUUACUGUAAUAAAAAUUCCUAACCCAUUUUAUAUUCUCAGUCUCUAUUGGAAUAUAUAAUUAGUUUAUAUACUUAGGGGGCAAUCCUCCACAAUGCAAAAGCCAUUAACGAUCAUUAACAGUCAUCCUCUUGAAUUGCUGUUAACGAUUGUUAACGGCUUUCUCGGUUUUACAAAUGUGUCCCACUGUGUGUUGAUGUCUCUAUAUAUAUGUAGGUUGGAAAGUGUGAUGAAUGAUGAAUGUAAAACAUUGUUCUGUUUUUCCUCCACUGCAGAGCCUCAUGAUCCCGAGGAUGAUGUGAAGUCCUAUGAUGCUGCAGAUGCUGUUGUCACAUUUCCAGCCUUAACACAGAAGGAAAUUCACGCCUGUCACAGGACAUUGCCAUCUAUCACUUCCAAGGAAACUUGUUUACUAAGCCCUCCCUCUCCUCUGAGGCUCUCAGAUGCAGCGGAACAUGUUAUCAGUGACCCUUCUGCUCAGGCCAUAUCUUUGACAACCUGUAUCACCAAGGGUCUAAGUUCCUGGUCAUUACCAAGUGACAACGAAAAAGCACCAUUUACCAUCAUGGAGUCAGGGGCCAUGUCUGCUUUAACUGGCGACUGCUUGAUGCAACAGAGUCGGACCUGUUUAGGCUGUUUUAUAGAAUCAAAAGAUGGUGUAGACUCUGAACCAGGUAUCAGUCUGAAAAUGGGAGAUAUAAACAGGGACUUUGACACAUGCCCAGUGUCUGACAUUGGAAUUCACUGUAUGAGCACAGGAGACAGUCUCAAAUAUGGUGACCAGCUUCUUUCUGAUCAGCUACUCAGCUUUCCUGUCCAUAAAUCCCAAGAGGUGGACAAAAGGGACCCAAGUAAAUCAGAUAGUGACUCAGAGGAUCCCACACAAAAGAAUUAUUAUGAGGGACUGCUGCUGGACAAAUGUAAUGGUGAUGAGGCAUUGCUCUCUAACCCAAACCAGGAAUGGGGCUACUUCGAGUCAUUCAUUAGUGAGAGUAAGAUUGAGCUUUUAGACUUGUGCUCCAAGAAUGAGCUGUCCGUUAACUUGUUUUCAGAGGAAGAUGUAGACAAUUACAUGUUUGAUGAUGAUGACUCUACACUUGGAAGUGAUGUUUGCUCUUUAAAGAUCAGGUAUGAAUCAUUUCAAGAUAAUGUGAGGGAGAAGACAAAUGCUCUGCAGGAGGAUGCCCAGUUCAACUUCUUCCCUAGUGUUUUCACCAACUGCAACAAAAGAGAGGGCAAAAGUUCAAAGAAAAGGGUGGUUGACCCUUCCCAGUUUAAACUUGAAGAAGGUGGAAUUUGGGAAGAUGAUGAUGACGAUGAAGAGGAUGAGGAAGACGGUGAGGAUGUUAAAUCUGGCCUUAGUAAAACUAGCAUGGACGUUGUGCAGUAUAUCAGCACCAAAAGAAGCCACUUUCUGGAUUCAGUAAACUCAGCUGAGGAUUCUGGAGAAUAUAGUGAUGACAGCUCAUGCAGUGAAUCUUCAUAUGAUGUACUGGGAGACAUCAAGGACUGCACUAGAUUCUUGUCCCGUGAGCACUCUCAUUCGCUUAUACAGCCUAACUAUGGUCUGAGGGUUAAGAGGAAAGUUCGGUAUAGUGAUGACUACUUGUAUGACAUGGAUUCCCUUGAGAAUGAGAAAGUUGUAGAGAAAAAGGAGGGAGCUCCCGAUGGGCCAAAAGAAGAAGAUGAUGAUGACUGGUGCCCCAAAAAAAGGAGGAAAGUUUGCAGAAAGGAGCCUCCUGUGAUCAUAAAGUAUAUAAUAAUCAACAGGUUCAAAGGAGAGAAACAUAUGCUGGUAAAACUAGGAAAACUUGAUGCUAACGAGACAACGGUUACUUUGAGUGAGGACCAGAUGGGAAAAUACCAAAAGCUUGCUCCUCUGAAGGACUACUGGGAGGAGAGACAGAGAAACAAAUCAGCCAUGUGUGCAAAAAGGAAUCAAGAUGGCUCAGAAAAUGCUAUCCCACCCAGAAAAAGAAAAGGUCAGUUAGCAAACCGACACAGGUUACAGAGGAUACAAACGAUUGAGCAACCUAUGAGCAGGGAAAUCCUCUCUUCAUAUGACCACCGGCAAGCAUGCAGCAGCAAAGACGAUGGUAGUCUUCGCGACUUGCACUCAUUGGCCAUAGAAAGCCCAAGUUGUGUGAAUGGAUUGCAUUUAAGUGACAUAGCAGAUAUCACAUCUGUGAAAUGCAGAUCAUUAGAGAGGGAGCUUAAAGACCCAGAUCGAAAAGUGAUAAGGAGGAUUAAAUUUAAAAGUGAAGCCAGGCUGAAAUGCAAACAGAUCAAACUGGAGCAAGUACAAGAUAUUAGCACUCCAGAUACAGCUGAGGUUUUCCCUGUCGUAGAGAACCAGGACUCUGUAGCUCUUUUGAAAGAAGAAACCAUUCAUAUUGCGUCAGACAGUUCUAAUCUAUCUCAAUGCCAUUCUGAUGAUAAUGCUAAAAAUUCCUCAUUUCUACCAACCACCUGCUCUCCCAACAAGCCAGUACCAUCUGUUCACAUCACUACCAAUGUACCCGUUCUCCCUGGAGGGUAUCUACAGACACUGUUAGAUGCAUCAGAUUCAUCUAGUAGCACUGGCAUUACAUACUUUGCCCCUCAUCCCUUAGGGCAGCAGUCAGUCAACAUUAUUCAGACAGACAAACAGUUCAGUUCCUUGCAACUUGCGCAGAGCUGUGUGCUCUCUCCUCCUUCUGAGUCUGAGCUGCAACAGUCACCCCAUCAUUUAGAUAUGGAGCAGAGCUUCCAAGACAUAUGGCAUGGCAAGCCUCCUAGCACUCCGGCUGAGUUCAUUGCAAACCUUAGGGAAGUGUCGAUCAUAUCAGGGGAGUUUGUCGGCUCUGCAGCUGUAUCAGACACAGACAUCGCAGCCUCUGGAUACAAUCAAGCUCAUCCAAACAGCGGCAAACAGCUGUACCACAAAGCAUAUCUGCAAGAGGGCCAAAUUCAGCAGGAUGACACUUAUCAGCCUUGUCCUUAUAAUAGUGGAGAAGGGCGCUUCACUUUACAGAGAGGCACACUUAGCACAGACAAUGGAAGGCUUAUUAGUUUUGACUCAGUAGGUUCAUUGUCGGUUACCUCUAGUAAUUACAGCUCCUUAAGCAUGAAGUCUUGUGAAAAGGAUGGUGAAGAUGAAAUAAAUGAUGAUUUCUUGGCCCAUUGCAGCCCGAAGCUUGUAAUUCAGCAGAGUAUUGAUGAAAUCACGCCGUUAAAGGAAUCUACAGACCUUCUUGACAUAUCCAACUUCACCCCUGAUAAAUUCCGUCACUCAUCCCUUUCAGAAAUGUCCCCUCCAGACACACCUAACCUCUCCCCUCAGAUUGCAGGCUCUGAAGCAAAGUCCGUAGCAAACCUAAAAGCCUUCCAGAAUGGUACCCAGGUGGUGCUCAAUGGCUCAGAAAAGGUUAAGUGGAACUGCUCUGUGCUUCCCUCACAGGAGUCUGCCAAUAAUGGGUUUGCACUAAAUAAUCACCAAUUUCAAUUCCACAUGUUCAACGAUGAGGAUUCAGUGAAUGUCAUGGAGAAGGGCCCCUGCUUACCAGGAUAUGAUGAAUCAGGGGGUUCUGUUCAAACCAAUGGUAAGCCAUCGAAGUCUAAAAAGAAAUCAACAGCCAGCAGAAAUACAGGUACCAACCAAAGCUCUCCUCCAAAAACCAACAAGAAGAAAGCCCCCAAAAUUAACAAGGGAGUAGACAAAACACAAACAAAGGCUUCACGACAGCCUGGCCCCAAGUCAUCUAAGAAAGGCAAAAAUGCAAACAAUGAUAAAACCCAAAGUGCUGGCAGUCAAUCUGGAAAUCUAAACAAUGCAAUUUCUUCUAAUGAGGCUCUAACUGAUUGCAUGCCACACUAUGGACCAAGCUCCUCCAAGACAGGGAAAAAUGCUCCUGGGGUAGGUGAGUGGACGCUUGAUAAAGGUAACAAUGCUGCAUGGCCUGAUCCUGGAACAAGCAGUGCCAACAAUCUCCUCGAUGAUGAUCAAAGGGAAUUUGAGGAACCUUCUAACAUUCUGUCUAAUAUUGCAUCUGGCAUGGCUGAUGUUCAGAGGUUCAUGAUGGCCUCCAUGGAGCCUUUUUAUAAUCCGGUAAGUCAUGCCAACAUUUCUGAUAUUGUGGUGUCUCCAGAAUCAAACAGCUUAAAAUUGAAAACACUUAAAAUCUUAGCUGGAACCCCCCAGGAUUUUAAGAAAAAGGUCAAUGGCAGCUCCCCUGGGGGCUCUAAGAAAACCACAAACAAGGGCUCAGGUAAGAACAACACUAAGUUUGGAGUGUUUGACCCCAGCUGCCCAUUAGGUUACGGAGCGAAUCUUCACUCAGCCUUUUUUGAUAAAAACUUUGGAAACCUAAGUAUUUUAGCCAAUAAUGUACCUACUCACAAAAAGCUAUAUCGUCAUAAAUCAACGUCAAAAUCUCUGCGGGAUGAAAACUGUAAGGGGAAAAGAAUAGACCAAGCUCACAAGGAACCUUCGGUCACAGUUGCAUUCGAAAAACUGAGGUAAUGCUGCACCAAAGUGGCUCAGACGCAUCUUUUUUUUUUUUUCUUCGCACCUGCUAAGCCUGCUGGUCUUUGUUUAGUUCUCCCUUAAAGCAAAUCUUC